Molecule: messenger RNA, 55747 nt
Organism: Pelobates cultripes (western spadefoot toad)
Lineage: Eukaryota; Metazoa; Chordata; Amphibia; Anura; Pelobatidae
Source: the annotation of a GenBank genome assembly
GAGGGACUGGCGGGCAGCGCGAGGAGAGGAGGCCGGAGCCUGCGCGGACAGCUGUACCGGGACUCGCGGGCUAUUUACCGCAGACUCGCCACCCCGAGCCGCCAUUUACAGAAGUGACAAUCUCCCCGGCCGCCGGCAGGACACGGUCCGUGAGUGAGUGAGUGAGUGAGUGAGUGGAGACCCGGCCGGGGUACCGGACUGUAACACUGCCCCAGGCGGCCUCGGGCCGGGAGUGACCCGAGGAGGAGCCAGGAGGAUGUCGGCCACGGGAGGAGGGGCAGGAGGCGGCCGAGGAGCCGGCACUGGGGGCAAGAUCCGGAGCCGCAGAUACCACCUGAGCGCGGUGCGGGCUCCAUACAGCAGGAGCCGCCAACAAGGCCAGCAGCAGGUCGGUCAUCACACGGCAAGCAUGGAGCGGGGCCCGGGGGGGGGACAGCGGGGAGGGAGUGCGCCCCGCCAGGCGCUUCAAACAGUCAGCGAUUGGUGAAGGUUUGGGCACAUGCUGGUGGUUCACAUGUUUCCCAUAAUGCUCAGCCAGCUUUAGUGUCUGUGAGUCUUGGGAAACCUGGUCCAUAACAUCAGGAGAGCAAACACACACACACACACACAAUCAGGGGAGCACACACACACACACACACAAUCAGGGGAACUCACACACACACACACAAUCAGGGGAGCUCACACACACACACACAAUCAGGAGGCACCACACACACACACACAAUCAGGAGCUCACACACACACACACACACACACACAUCGGGGCUGCACACACACACACAUCAGGGAACUCACACACACACACAUCAGAGACUCCCACACACACCACAUCAGGGAGACUCACACACACACACAUCAGGGAGCUCACACACACACACAUCAGGGGAGCUCACACACACACAUCAGGGGAGCUCACACACACACAUCAGGGGAGCUCACACACACACAUCAGGGGAGCUCACACACACACAUCAGGAGAGCUCACACACACACAUCAGGAGAGCUCACACACACACAUCAGGAGAGCUCACACACACACAUCAGGAGAGCUCACACACACACAUCAGGGGAGCUCACACACACACAUCAGGAGAGAACACAGCAUUACUGCCGGGACCUGCAUGUGUUACAGGGAUUUAAAAGUUUGGUCCACAUGCUUUCCGCUUCACUGCACUCUGUUACUGCUGAGUAGGGGGGUAGUCUUCAGGGGGUGUGUGUAGUGCACUCAUAGACAAAGUUUUAGUUCUGUGUGUAGUGCACCCAUAGACCAUAUUUUAGCAAGGUACAAUACACACUAUUUUUAAAAUCUAACAAGUUUCACCCAGUCUUUAACUUUCUUACUACAAAUUGUGAUAUGGUCUUUGUAGAUUUUAUAUUUAUAUGCAUAUGUAAUUCGGAUUCUUAAAUAUAUUAUGUGAAUCAAAUUAUAUAUUGAACUGUACUCCCAGCUUGUGGGCAACUUCACUGUUCCAUGUGGUCUCAGGCAUGGGAGCCCAGACAUCUACAUAACACACAAGAGCAUGCAGUAGUUAUGGUUCCAAUACUGCUUUUUGGGGAACUAUCACUUUUUUUCCUUCCCCCAUUGUUUCUCAAUAAAGAUGAGCAAUAAAAACAAUAGUCAAAAUUAUCAGUUUUCCUAAAUUGAUUUUUAUUUUUGGUAUAUAAUCUUUCUAUUUGUUAAAAUAGUUGAAAAUGUUUAAUUUUUUAAUUUUUUUUUAUCUGCCCAAGUUCCUCCAAUUUUGCAGAAAUAUCAAUUUCAGAAAAGACCACUUGUUUCUUUGGGGGGAAAAUGGCAUACACUUUAAUGUUAAUGGUGCCAAAAAAUCUACUGAUGAGAAUACCUGAUAAAUUUGUGACAAUGAUUACAUUUCUCCCCAUUUUCUUUCUAUUCUUCUUCUUGGUAUGCUAAGAUAGAAGUGUCCAUAUGCAGGAUAAAGAGAUGUGAAUUCACAAAUGUAUUUAUUUUUACCACACCUGCCAAAUAUAUUUGUAAGGGAUGAGUAAAUAGAACAGGUAAAUCCUGGGAAGUGACAGUUCCACAUUAAAAGGACACUAUAGUCCCCAACACAACUUUAGGUUAAUAGAGCAGUUUGGGUGUAUAGAUCAUGCCUCUGAAGUCUCACUGCUCAAUUCUCUGCCAUUUAGGAGUCAAAUCACCUUUGUUUCUGUUUAUGCAUGAAAACAAAAUGUUUUCAUAUUCAAUCAGACGUAACUAACAUAAAAGGACCACUAAAGGCACCCAGACCACCUCAGCUCAAUGAAGUGGUCUGAGUGCCAGGUCACUCUAGUUUUAACUCUGCAGCUGAAAACAUAGCAGUUUCAAGAGAGAGUUUACACUGAGGGUUAAUCCAGCCUCUAGUCACAGUGGCUGUCACUGAAAAUCAGUGAGAAGACGCUGAGGUCCAUAGGAAAGCAUUGAGUAAUGCUUUCCUAUGGGCAGGUUGUAUGCUCGUGUGGCUCUUGCCGCGUAUGUGCAUUUCAGCGCUGACAUCAGGAGGAGAAGAGGUCACCGGCGCUGAAGGGGUUUUAACACCUUCAGCCCAGCGGGAGGGGGGCCACGAGGGUGGGGGGCCCUAAGGACUACUUUUUGUUUUCCUCGCGUUAUAGUGGUCCUUUAAGUUUUUAUCUCCUCUGUAAAUUGAACUUUAAUUACACACAGUAGGCCCCUGUCGUGUCUAGCAAGCUGUUAACAGAGCAGAAUAUUUGAAAUUAUAAGUUAAACAGAAUUUACAAUAAAGGUAUUUAAUUCCUACAUUAUUAUUGGUAUUUAUGUAGCGCCAACUUAUUCUGUAGCACUUUACAAUAUUAUGGAGGGGGGAAUUUAAUAAAUGCAACAAUUACAAAGACAGGAACAAUAGGUAGAUGAGGACCCUGCUUAGAUGUGCUUACAGUGUAUAGCAGAGAAUUUAACAGUAAGACUGCAGGAACAUGAUCUAUAUACACAUGCUGCUGAAGCAAAUAUUGCUUUGGUGACUAUUGUAGGGAUCGCGAUUAUUGAUAUUUAUUUAUAUAUUUUUUUUAGAGCCGAUACCGCCAAUCUGUUAACUUUCAGGCCGAUAAUUUACCGAUAUUCUGUACAUUUACCAUUUAAAAAAAAAAAAAAUCUUACUGUAUUCAAGCAUGAAGUUGUAACAACUGACAUCAGAAGUGGUAGCCAGAUCCAAUCACAGUGCUUCCCCAUAGGAUUGGCUGAGACUAACAGAGGCAGAUCAGGGGCAGAGCCAGCAUGAUUCAAACACAGCCCUUGCCAAUCAGCAUCUCCUCAGAUAUGAAUUGAAUCAAUGAAUCUCUAUGAAGCAAGUUCAGUGUCUACAUGCAGAGGGAGGAGAUACUGAAUGUUUGGAUGCAUUUUAGGCAGCCAUGACCCAGGAAGGAUCUCUAACAGCCAUCUGAGGAGUGGCCAGUGAAGUUAUCACUAGGCUGUAAUGUAAACACUGCAUUUUCUAUGAAAAAGAGUGUUUACAGGAAAAAGCCUGAAGGUAAUGAUUCUACUCACCAGAACAAAUUCAAUAAGCUGUACUUGUUCUGGUGACUAUAGUGUCCCUUUAAUAUUGCAGCUGAUCAUUGUAGGAAUGGGUGGGGGGGGCGAAAGGAGCGAGAUCUGGAAAAGCACUCCAAAGGUCAGCUAGUUGGGUCCUCUGAGGAGCCAGUGACUGUUAUUGGAACCAACUGAAUUAAGGUAUAGUUCCUGUUCAGAAUAGUUCACAAAACACUUCCUAUAGGUGAUUCUAGUGGACAUAGAAUGCAGCCCACAUGCAUAAGAGGGCUGAAACAUCUUUAAGGAGAUCUUUUCCAGCCCUCUAGACUCUCUGCUAAAAUAGAUGGCUGUAGUAUAGUCAUGUCUAUGUAACAAACCUUUCUUUUUAGAAUGUUCCAUAUACAGAGAUUUCGUUCAAAGGUUUUCAGUAUCGCUCCUACGGAAGUAGUAUCACAGACAAAACUAAAUGACACUAGUUUAAAGGUAGGAGACUGGAUGAAAUUUUUUAGAGAUCUGGGAAAGAUCCACAGCAGACCAUUUGGUAUUAGACUUCUACUGUUCUACAUAAUGGUUACAAAACAGUACUCCUAACUUUCAGAACAAAUGUUCCUGUGUUGUCUUCCAAAAAGUUUCAAAUUGUAGAGGAAGUGGUAUUAAUGGUAAAAAUAAAAAUAUGUAUUGGAAGAAGCAGGCACUGGCACUUAUUCAAGAAUACUCUUGGCCAGAUGACUCUUACAGACCCAUCCUGGAUUUAAAAGCAGUCAGCUGAUUUAUUCUAAGAAAAACCUUUUUAAUCCAUACUUUCUACAGUUAAGAUUUUGGUGGAAAAUGACAAUAUGGCUUUAAUAUUCCCAAUGCCUAACCAGGAGCUGCACCCAUAUAGAGAAACUUGGGUGCAACCGAACCAGAAACUAGCACAAAGUCCCUAGAUAAAGGUUGCAAGAGAGAGGUGGUUCAGGACCUUUUGAUCAAAAUUGUAUUUUUAAAGCUAACACACACAUGAACAAGUGUACAAUAUAUAGGCAAAUAGUGCCAACAAAAUCAUGUGACUAUAAACAGGAUCACUACUCACUUAGUGAAGAUGUUUGAUUGGAUACGGAGUCUUCUACACAGAUGCCACACAAGAAACGAUAUCUAUUUUUUAUUAUUUAUACAGGUGAUACUCGAAAAAUUAGAACAUCGUGCAAAAGUUCAUUUAUUUUAGUAAUGCAACGUAAAAGGGGAAAAUAAUGAGAUAGACUCAUUACAUGCAAAGCAAGAUAGUUCAAGCCGUCGUUUGUCAUAAGUGCGAUGAUUAUGGUUUACAGCUCAUGAAAACCCCCAAAUCCACAAUCUCAGUAAAUUAGAAUAUUGUGAAAAGGUUCAAUAUUCUAGGCUUACAGUGUCCCACUCUAAUCAGCCAAGUAAGCCAUAACAACUGCAAAGGGUUUCUGAGCCUUUAAAUGGUCUCGGUCUGGUUCAGUAGGAAUCACAAUCAUGGGGAAGACUGCUGACCUGACAGUUGUGCAGAAAACCAUCAUUGAAAGCCUCAACAGGUAAUUGUGAAGGAAGUUGGAUGUUCCCAAAGUGCUGUAUCAAUGCACAUUAAUAGAAAGUUAUGUGGCAUGGAAAAGUGUGGAAGAAAAAGGUGAACAAGCAGCAGGGAUGACCGCAGCCUAAAGAGGAUUGUCAGGAAAAGGCCAUUCAAAAGUGUUGGACUUUCACAAGGAGUGGACUGAGGCUGGAGUCAGUGCAUCAAGAGCCACCACACACAGACGGAUCCUGGACAUGGGCUUCAGAUGUCGUAUUCCUCUUGUCAAGCCGCUCCUGAACAACAAACAACGUCAGAAGCGUCUUACCUGGGCUAAAGAAAAGCAGACCUUGUCUGUUGCUCAGUGGUCCAAAGUCGUCUUUUCUGACGAGCGCAACUUUUGCAUCUCAUUUGGAAACCAAGGACCCGGAGUCUGGAGGAAGAAUGGAGAGGCACACACUGCAAGAUGCUUGAAGUCCAGUGUGAAGUUUCCACAGUCUGUGAUUUGGGGAGCCAUGUCAUCUUCUGGUGUUGGUCCACUGUGCUUAAUUAAGUCUAGGGUUAACGCAGCAGUCUACCAGGAGAAUUUGGAGCACUUCAUGCUUCCUUCUGCAGACGAGCUUUAUGGGGAUGCUGACUUCAUUUUCCAGCAGGACUUGGCACCUGCCCACACUGCCAAAAUCACCAAAGCCUGGUUCAAUGACCGUGGGAUUACUGUGCUUGAUUGGCCAGCAAACUCGCCUGACCUGAAUCCCAUAGAGAAUCUAUGGGGCAUUGCCAAGAGAAAGAUGAGACAUGAGACCGAACAGUGCAGAAGAGCUGAAGGCCGCUAUUGAAGUAUCCUGGUCUUCCAUAACACCUCAGCAGUGCCACAGGCGGAUAGCUUCCAUGCCACACCUCAGUAAUUGCUGCAAAAGGGGCCCAAACCAAGUACUCUGUCCAUAUGCAUGCUUAUACUUUUCAGAAGUCCGAUAUUGUUCUAUGUACACUCCUUGUUUUAUUGAUUGCAUGUAAUAUUCUAAUUUACUGAGAUUGUGGAUUUGGGGUUUUCAUGAGCUGUAAGCCAUAAUCAUCGCACUUAUGACAAAUCAUGGCUUGAGCUAUCUUGCUUUGCAUGUAAUGCGUCUCAUAUAUUUUCCCCUUUUACAUUGCAUUACUGAAAUAAAUGAACUUUUGCACGAUAUUCUCAUUUGUCGCGUAUCACGUGUAGCUUGGUUGCUUCAUCUAAGUGUUGCUUCUAAGUGUGUAGUUGGAGGUAUUCUGGAGAGUUUUACAUAAGCUUCAACUGUCUAAGAGUUGUGCUAAGAGCUUUCUUUUCUACUGUUACAGGUAAGAUUCAUCUGUAGGAAAAGGUUACUGAUUGCACAAGGUUUGAAUUCCUGUUGAUAAUUAUAAGGCAUUUGAUUAGUUAGUGACUUGCUAUUGAUUGCUGUUUUAAAUUAGCUAUUGUUUGCAAAUAAGCAGAGGCCUACCCAGGUGUUAAACAUUCCUAGUGGGUGGUGAUACUGGUUCUAUUUGUGUCUUUGAAAUGGGGUGUGUGUGUGUGUGUGUGUGUGUGUGUGUGUAAAAAUAUAUAAAGGAACGAUCCAAAAAAUAUUAAAAUGGUAACACAAGGAAAACAUAGCAAGUCUUGAAUGCCUGAAAAUCUCCAGAACAUAAUCAGAAUUAUAUAAACUGAUCGACAAUGGAUAUUUUUAAAACUGUUACAUACCUAUAGCCACAAUAUGAAUAGACACUUGCCCUGCUACCCCAAAUAUAAAAAGAAAUCAGAAAUUGGAUCAUUUUUCACAAUCGCUGAUAUACUUUGUUUUUCUCAUGUUUGUAUUGCAAGAGCACACACCUUGUAUGGAAGUCUUAUGCAUGUUGUGUGCACAUGCUAAGCAUAUAUGUUCCCUCUUCUUUACUGCUCUAGAGUCUGUGCCAUGGAUACUCGGAAGUGGCUCAGGAGAUCUCUGCAUACUGCCUGUUAAACUAAACUGUAUGUUGAGUAGUUAAACUCAUCUUGUUUUGAGGAGUGGAACUGCAGCUGUUGGAUAAACACAUCCUGUAAAUGUCUGCUGAACAGGAGUUUGUGAGAUAAUGAAAACUCUUAAGCGAAGAAUGAGAAACACUGAAUUGGUGAAAACCUUUCCUAACUACACUUCUAUUGGCUGUCUACCAGUCACUAGAGGCUUUCCUGGUCGCACGAGGACAUCCAUCGUUGGUUAAAACCCAAUAUGAAAGCAUUGAUUCUAUGGGGUUGUCAUAAUGCGAUCGCAGCACUUGUAACACAUGCACAUUAGGUCUCUGAUGUCGGGGGAGGAGAAAAGGCAUAGCCUAACAUCGGCGCUGGAUUCAGGUAAGUGGGAAAAGUUUUUAACCCUUUCUGCGCGUAUGAGGGGGGCACUAUAAGCUAAGAACACAAUUUUGUAGUUUCUCUUUAAUAUAAACUCACCAGCAUUGCAUAUCGGGUCGGUCCUCCCCACCUUUCUUUCUUGGAGAAAUAUUGCAGAAGUGUUUUCGGGCACUCAUAUUUUCCCCUUUAGACAAAUACUAGGGAUCAUACUAUACUCAUUUGAGCAUUGCCCUCACCAUAUCUUGUUGUUUGGGUAACUUUUGCAAUUACUUGUAGGUUUGCCACCCAUUGUAUAGAGCUGUUGAAUAUUUUGGUGCAACAUAAGCAAGACAAAUAUACAUAACUUCAUUGAUAUGAGUGCACAUAUUGUAAGUGAAGAUUCUAAUUAAUCAAGGUAUGUUGUCAAUGGCUUGUUAUAACUAUUUUGAGAAUUUUUUUUUUUUUGCCAAUUGUACCAUUUUUGUGGAUUUUGCAGGGUAUCAUCAGUCGUGUGACUGAUACUGUGAAGAGCAUUGUCCCUGGAUGGCUGCAGAAAUAUUUCAACAAGGAAACGGCAGAACCAGAUGGAGCUAGAGACUCAAGUGAAAUUGCUGUGGAACGUACUGAAGUUAGAGAAAAUGAUGAAGAAGCAGACCAUCACAUAUAUAUUGAUGAUGACCCUCCACCCAUUGAUGGCAGAAUCACUCCUGAUCCAGUCAGGCUGGCGGAAGGUAAGUUAAAAAAAAAUUAUAGGUUAUGCCAAUAUUUAAAACAAUAUAAUUACUCAAUGUAUUGGAGGGAUUGCAUGUGUACCGUAACAGUCUCACUUAAAGGACUACUGUCGCCCAAAAUUAAGUUUUGCUCACUGCAGAGCUGUCCAUAACUAUCAACAAAAGUGGUGUUGUUUUUCAUCCAUAUGUAUGUAAAAUAUUAUGAAAAAAUACUCAACGUACUUAAUGUUUUUCUAUUUUUCUUCUGCCAUGUCGGUCCUCAAUUAGUCAGUUUUUCAGUUUUCCAUGACCAUUCUCUCUGUGGUAUUUUUUUUUCCCUUGCACUGAAAACCAUACUCUGCUUGAGGAAGAAAAUACCAUAUGAUGCAAUGCUCAUGCAUGGGACUUUGUAUGGUGGCAGAAAAAAUAGAUGGACGCUGAAAAUAUUUUUAAUAUUUUUCAUACUUUACCUAGUUAGGGAAAGAUUUCUAAUGUGCUAAACUUAUUUUUUUGGUGACAGUUGGCCUUUUAAUGAUGGGAAUGUAUUUAUAAUGGUUCAUAGUUGUGUAGACUUGAUUUAGUGGUUCCCCAACCCUUGUCUCUGUGCUGUAAUAGGUAUCCUUUUGUUCUCCCAUUCGCAUCAUGACCCACAGCACUGCUGGAAAUGAAAUGCUGUCCUUUUUUCAACUGUGAGUCACAAUACUGCGCUAGAGAGAUCAAGGAAUCACAGAAAUGUUCUCUGCUGGAAUGGUUCACAUACAACCUGCUUUAUCACAAUCCUUGCAGCCUUUCAAUCUUUCCUGACCUGCAGGGAGAGAAUUCACGUUAGGUCACAUUUCAGUUGCCUUGAGCCAGCAAUCUGUAUUGUCACACAGAGAAUUGUAUAUGCUACUAAACAUUGGUAUCAUAAAUGUUACAUCAUGUAUGCCAGCAGCUUCCUAUUUAGUCUAAUUGUCUUAUUCUUAAAGUCCCUGAUCACUCCUGUAGGCAUCAUCAUCUGCUUUCCAAGUCAGUAUCUCCUUUCAAACUUUUUUUGUGGAUGACGCCUUUUUUUUUGUUUUUUUUGUUUAUGAACAGGGCAUUAAAGAGCCAUUUUAUUUUGCUUGAUGGUGUGUGCUUUUUAAAAAUUAUCUCCUAGUGAAAAGACACUUUAUAGAUUUUCAUAACUAUAUUGUAUUCCAGUUUUCUAGCCCACAUCUGUGCUUUUCUUGUUCUGUGUCAAUGGGCAAAGUUAAUGCCUCAUUAUCAAGGUUGACAGGUGAAGUGAAGAACAUUGAUUAUAUCAUUACGAUCGCACCUGUUAACCCCUUAAGACCGGAGGGCGUACUAUUACGUCCUCUAAUAGGCGGCUCUAAACGCCGCCGGGCGUAAUAGUACGCCCUCCGGUCUUUCUGUACUUACCCGGUCGCCGGCGGUCCCACGCCGGCGAUCGCGGUGGGGGGGACUCCCAGGGAGCCCCCCGCGGCACGACCGUCCUCCAGGAAGCGCCCCGGCCGUGUGAGAGUGGGGUCCUAGCGAGGACCCCACAAUCACAUGGCCGGGGAUAGCUGGCUUCUGUAUUGCCAGCAGGGGGGCUGCCUGUAAUGACAGGUGGUCCCCCUGCUGGCUGAAAAUAAAAAUGAAAUAAAUAAAUAGUGUAAAAAAAUAAAUAUUAUAUACUUAGAUCAUAUAUAUAUAUUAUAUAUAUAUGAUCAAAGUAUAUAUAUACACAUAUACAUACACACAUGUACACCGUCUAGGUGUAUUUUACUAUUAAUAUAUAUAUAAUUAUAUAUAUAUAUAUAAUAUCAAAUUACACGUACACUGAUACUGAUUAAAUAUAUAUAUAAUUAUUGUUAUAUAUAUAUUUAUAUAUAUAUAUAUUAUAAAAAAAAUUAAAAUGUAAAUACGUUAAAAAAUAAAAUUACAAAAAUAAUUAAAAAUAAAUAAUUAAAAAAUAUAUAGAUGUGUGUUAUUUCGUUCUAACUGUAUUGUGAAAUUAAUAUAUAUAUAUAUAUAUCAAAAUACACAUAGAACGAAAUAAUAUAUAUAUUUAUACACAUAAAUAUAUACGUAUAUAUCACUAUAUAUAUACCUAUAUAUAAAUAAAAAUAUUUUAAAAAAAUUAUAUAGAUAUAUAUAUAUAUACACAUACGUAUAUAUAUACAUAUAUUGAUUCUACAUAUAUAUUUAUGUAAUAUUUUUACAUAAUUAGGUAUCUUAAUUAAUUACAAUUAGCAGGACCUGCAUGACAACCCAUGCCGAAAGUAAAGGGAAUUUAAUUUGCUAGCACUAUAUUUAACCCUAUAACUUUCCGAGACACCAUAAAACCUGUACAUGGGGGGUACUGUUCUACUCGGGAGACUUCGCUGAACACAAAUAUUAGUGUUUCAAAACAGUAAAAUGUAUUACAACGAUGAUAUCGCCAGUAAAAGUGACGUUUUUUGCAUUUUUCACGCACAAACAGCAUUAAACGGACAAUAUUAUUGCUAUGAUACUUUUUACUGUUUUGAAACACAAAUAUUUGUGUUCAGUGAAGUCUCCCGAGUACAACAGUACCCCUCAUGUACAGGUUUUAUGGUGUUUUCAAAAGUUACAGCGUCAAAUAUAAGGCUUGCGUUAUUUUCACAUUAAAAUUCCAGAUUGGUUACGUUGCCUUUGAGACCCUAUGGUAGCCCAAGAAUGAAAAUUACCCCUAUGAUGGCAUACCAUUUGCAAUAGUAGACAACCCAAGGUAUUGCAAACGGGGUAUGUCCAGUCUUUUUUAGUAGCCACUUAGUCACAAACACUGGCCAAAAUUGGCGUUUUUUUGCAUUUUUCACACAAACAAAUACUAACGCUAACUUUGGCCAGUGUUUGUGACCAAAUGGCUACUAAAAAAGACUGGACAUACCCCAUUUGCAAUACCUUGGGUUGUCUACUAUUGCAAAUGGUAUGCCAUUAUGGGUGUAAAUUUCAUUCCUGGCUACUAUAAAGUCCCAAAGGCAACGUAACCAAUCUGGCGAAUUUCAAUUUCAAAUGUAACGUGCUAUAUUUGACCCUGUAACUUCCCAAAACGCCAUAAAACCUGUACAUAGGGGGUACUGUUUUACACGUGAGACUUUGCUGAAUACAAAUAUGUGUAUUUUAUUGCAGUAAAAGCAAACAGUAUUAUGACACUGACCGUUUAAUUGUCAUGUAGAACUAAAAAAAUCCAAUAAAAUCGUAUUUUCUCCCAUUUUUUUCAUAUUAAAUUAUGUUUCAUAGCUAAAUAUUUGAUAUUAAAUGAAAGCCCUGUUUCCCCUGAAUAAAAUGAUAUAUAAUAAGGGUGGGUGCAUUUACUAUGAAAGAGGUGAAUUACGGUUGGACAGACAUGUGGCGCAAAUGCCAGGUUUUGUUUACAUUUUGUUUUGUUCACAACGUGUACAUUUGGCUCCGUCCUUAAGGGGUUAAAGGACCACUAUAGUGCCAGGAAAACAUACUUUUUCCUGGCACUAUAGUGCCCUGAGGGUGCCACCACCUUCAGGGUCCCCCUCCCACCAAGCUCUAGGGGUGGAAGGGGUUAAACUUACCUCUUUCUCCAGCGCCGGGCGGGGAGCUCUCCGCCUCCUCUCCCCCUCUUCGGCUGAAUGCGUGGCAGGAGCUGCGCGCGCUUUCAGCCAGUCCAUAGGAAAGCAUUCAAUGCUUUCCUAUGGACGCUGGCAUCUUCUCACUGUGAGGAUGGCAGUGAAGCGCAGGAGAACAUUACAAACCGUUAAGUGUUGCCCUAGCCCCCCAAAUUCUCCAGAUCUCUAUCCGUUUGAGCAUGUGUAGUGUGUGCUGAAACAUGUCUGAUCCAUGGAUACCUCACCUCAUAACUGCUAAUGUAUUGGUGCCAGAUAAACAAAGUGACCAAGACAAUUGUUUUAAAUUUUUUUUUUUAAUUCUUUAUUUUUACUGUGAAAUAUGACAAGAAUUUCAGUAAUGAUUUUGAAACUAGACUGAUUCUUAUAUUCCAAUGUUACAUAGAGAACUACAAACGCAAUGUAUACCCACUAAACAGUCUAAACUCUGUUAUAGAUCUGUUUUGGCACCAACUAUUACCCUUACUGCUGGCUAUUUCCAUCAAACUCCGAGACCGUCACUCACUCAGUGGCUCUAUGUAUCCGCAUCCUUUUCUUCACGCUCACUGGUGACAACCGUGUCAAUUUAUUAGCUAUAGCAGUGUGGUCAGCUGGAGCUCCACAUCUUGCUCUCUGCUCAGCUAACCAUGUCCCCUGUAUGCAAGUUGUUUUAAUGUUACCUUUAAUUUUUCCAGUGUCGAGGCUCCAACAUUAUUGCUUACGUCUCUCCUCACGGAAGCAUGAGCAUGCGUAUGUGUGUAUUACUUUAGCAUUAACAUACCAAAUUUGGACAUAAUUCAUUGGUUGAACAUGUACUCUUACGCCAUAACAUUAUGAACUGGACAUUCAGCUGCUGACUUGCUCUUCAUAUUUUUGCAAAGUUUUAUUCCAGUUCCUUCUGGACUAGAUUUCCCUUUGCCCCAUUAAGAAUAAAAAUUAUCAUAAAUUGCUGUUGUCCGUUACAUCUGUUCCCCCAUUUUGCGAUUUCAGCCAGUCUCAUAGGAAAGCAUUCUCAAUGCUUUCCUAUGGACACUGGCGUCUUCUCACUGAAAAUCACAGUGAGAAGCGUGGCACCCAGACCAUUUCAUUAAGCUAAAGUGGUCUGGGUGCCUAUAGUGGUCCUUUAAUUCUUCAAUGUAACAUUCCAAGGCAAGUAAUCUACAGUUUAACGUUCAUCUUCACUGUAAACUGCCAGCACUUAUUAUUAUUUAUUAUUAUUAUUAUUAUUCCAUCUCAAAUACCUAGAAUGCAUUAAAAAGCCAUACUGUAGCCUUCUAGUCUAAGGAAUUUAACUUGUAUUAGAAUAUGGAUUUCAUGUGCUUUCUGAAUAUUACAGUAGUUUGGUUACAAAAAAACCUACACAAAUCCUACAGAAUAGGAACUGAAGGGGUUAACAUGUAGCAGUCUGUUCAAAGCAUUUGUGAACAUCUUGUCCAGUAACACCAAGCACACUUGCACGUGCUCACAGUACUACUUAGCAUAGAAAAUCAUUGAAAUCCCUGGUGCAGUAGGCAUUGCAAAUUUAUAAAGCUCAACGGUUUGUUCACGCAUGCACACUGUUACUUCCAAAUUGUAUGAGAGGGCACCGACUGUGUGAAAAUUAUUCAGUAACUUAUUAGUUGCUAGUAAAAAUAGCACAAUGUGGUACAGAAUGUUUGAAAAACAGCUCUCUAGCCUGACGUGUUCCUUUAAAUUGUGAUUUGUAAGAUAUGGUGCUUAAGUAACAUUAACAUUGUGCCAUGUGUCAAUCCAAUACAAGGGACCUAUUGUAGAUUGGUCAUGAAACUGAAUUCCGCGCAUAACUGGGAAUAACCCUUAGGUAGAAUCAAAUUAAGGACUGCCCAAUGACAGAGGGGAAGUGGGGGGAGCUUGUUUCAAUUAAUAAAAACCAAACUUUAUUGAAAGGUUAAUCCUUUCAGUAAACUUUCAAAUUUUUUAUUUUUUUUUAAAUUGAAAAACAGCUUGUUUUUUUUAGAACGUUAACAUUUUGUGCAACAUCUCAAUGCUGCCUUCUGUUGUGUAUAAAUAUUUGAAAUGUUCAGUAAGAAAAUACCUAAUGUAUUUGUCAACUUGUGAGUUUAAGGUUAAUAGAGAGCAUAUCUUGGCUUGGCAAGCCUGUCUUUAAUUUGUGCUUCUACAUAUAUGUAAUCUCUAUAUAUUGGAGACAAAUCUGCCUUUUGUUAAACGUGAACAGAGCUCUUGCUGCUUGUUUAGUGAUGGCCCGCAUACUCUGUAUUUCUGGAUGUCAGAGACUGGAAGUCUUAGAUUUAGCCAUUCUGCACUAUACCUGAAUACUUCUCAAAUGUUGCGGUUCAAAAUAGCCCAUUACAUGAUAGGCCUGACUAGUAGCUUGGGACUUGACAUUUUGAGCCCUACCUUAAGUCACAAGUAACUUGUUUAGUAGAUGUAGCCUGAGUGCAUAUUUAGCUGUGCCAAUGAGACGAGUGUGAGCUAUGAAGCUGACUCUUAUUACUCCUAUUUGUUUAGUAUUUAAAAUCUGUGCUAGGGGGAUGGGUACAAAUAACAAGAGUUGAUAAGUAAUUAGCUGAUGGGCAGAGUGAUGUCCGCCGCUCGGCUCACACUGAUCUCUCAUUUACUGGGGUGAGUAUGUUCUAUAGAAUAAUCUAAAAAGGAAGUUGUUUUUGUUACCAGUUACAUUUUGAUAAGGUAAAAAGUAUGUUUUUUAAAUAAAUACACUUGGUGAUUUUAUCCCUAAUGUGAAUUUUAUAGUAUGCAUUGGCAUACUCUGGAUUCGUUGUCAACUAUGUGAUUCUAUUACACUUGCUGUCUGAGCUUCAAAAUAAAGAAUUGGAAAAAAAAUACAAUAAAAAGGAAGUUGCUUUGUGAAAAGAGGGAAUUGGACUAAAUGCAUGGGUUUAUGCUACAGAAAGUUGCAAAACCUGAGAUUUGAAUGUUAAAAAAACCCAUGAAUUUAAGGUCACAAUCUGUCAAAUCUACUUAAUUAUAUUUAACAAUCCGUGUAUGACUGGAGUGUCCUUUUACUCAUGUAUAAUCAUAUACAAAUAUAGAAAACUUUCAGGUUAGAUUUACAAAAAAUCCAUUUGCACUUUUUUCUCAGAACCAUCGACUAGUCGAUUCUCAUUGAGUAUGCCUGAUGUUCUAACAAGGCCUUCACUCCAUCGAGCAAAUCUGAACUUCAAUGUCCUGGAUUCUCCUGCGCUUCACUGCCAGCACUCAACAUCUUCUGCAUUUCCUAUUGGCAGUUCCGGCUAUUCACUUAUAAAGGAAAUCAAAGACUCUACCUCUCAGCACGAUGAUGAUAACAUCUCUACAACAAGUGGUUUUUCCUCUCGAGCAUCUGACAAGGGUAUGAUUUGUUCUACUUUUACACAGUUUUGGGUGUUGUAUUCAUUGAUUUCUAAUUGAUUUUGUUUGUGCUAUAAAAUGUAUUCUUCUCUAGAUGUAGCUGUGUCAAAAAAUUUAAAUGCCCCUCCUCUGUGGUCUCCAGAAGCUGAUCGCUCAAAUCCACUAUCUCAUAAUUCCAGCAUGAGUGCAAAAAAACCAACAUUCAACCUUUCUGCCUUUGGAUCAAUGUCACCGGUAAGUGACAAAUUAGGUCCAUAGGACAGAUAAUGUGCUGUGUUGCUGAACCCUUUCCCCUAAAGGAAGUAACUAUUUGUAAGUUAAUUAUUUUAGUUUUUUAUUUGAGUUUUAACUACUGCAAGGAAACAAUUUUAACCUUAAGCUUUGAGUCCAGCCCCUUUAACCUGCGUUUUCCCAAUGAUCUUAUUUUGUAUUAAUGUAAUAAGAAAUUAUUGGGUAUGUUAGGAUCCCUCAAACUAAUUUGCAUUAUUGGUCAGUUUACAUAAACUAAACUGUUUAAUUCCUCUGUAUAUCUAUUUUCAGUCUCUUGGAAAUGCUUCAGUACUAAAAUCCAGCCAGCUAGGAGAUUCUCCUUUUUACCCAGGAAAAACAACUUAUGGAGGAGCAGCUGCCGCACGGUCCUCAAGAGUCAGAGGGACUCCUUAUCAGGUAACCUUUUACUAUGCCUUAAAUUUGACUGAAAAAAAUGUUGCUGGUUAGUUUGCACCUUGAAUUUUAAAUGUUUACACGUGAGCAUAGUAAAGUGUUCUUAUUACUGAAGUUGAUUGAUGUGAAACUGGCUGACAAUUCUGACUGUCCUGCAGAAGGCAAAGCUGGUUGGACAGCCUUGCAAACCUAAAGGAGCACUAUAGAGUCAGGAACACACACAUAUUUCUGAUCUGGCCCUCUUUUGACACCCUAAAUAUAGUAAAGUCUUACUUGUAUUCAAGUCUGCAGCUGCUACCUCUGCAAAUGUUUGCAUGUGAACUGCCUCUGUCUGCUGACAUCAUCAGAAGUGGUGGUCUGAGCCAAUCACAAUGCUUCCCCAUAGAACUGUCUGAGACUGUCAGAGUCAGAGCCAACACAAGUCGAACACAUCCCUGGUUAAUCGGCAUCAAUGCAUCUCUGAGGAAAGUUCGUAUCUGCAUGCAGAGGGUGGAGACACUGAAUGAUAGGGCUGCACACUAGGCAGGACUGCCCCAAGAAGCAGCUCUAGCAGCCAUGUGAGUGGGCAGUGGAGUUAUCACUAGGCUGUAAUGUAAACACUGCAUUUUCUCUGAAAAGACUGUGCUUACAGCAAAGAGCCUGAAGGGAAUGAUUAUAUUAACCAGAACAAAUGCAAAAAGCUGUAGUUCCGGUGGCUAUAGUGUCCCUUAAGGCUGUUAUAGCACAGUUUGAAAAAGCUAAACCGCCAAAAACAAACACCCUGAACUGAAGUGCUCUUUAAGAGUAUUUAAAACGGCUGUUCUUUUAAUAUGUGUACAAUUGCAUCUGUUCAAUGCAGAUGGACUUUUAUACACUUUAGGAAUUGCUUUACUGUUCACACACCAACCCGAAGUGUUUAUUGUGUCUAAAACAUCUCAUUUUAAUGCAUUAUCUAUAUAAUACUUUUAAUGGGUUCCAAUUCCUGUUUUAUGUCCCUCUAAGAAAAUCAUUACAAUAAUCCGUUUUGACCAUAUUCAUUGAAAGACAUUACAAAUUAAUGUACUUAUUUUUUUUUUUUUUAUUUUUUAAGUAAAACAAAAAUAAAAACAUGAGACUGAAAUAAAACACCAAUUAAAUAUUACCAUUGGAGAGAAAAAAAAACCUUUUAGUUCAGUCAUUCAUAGCUUGGUUACUCUAGUAAAGCCCACAGUUGUCCAUUUGUUAAUCAUGGUGUGAAAGUGGUUAUGUUGGGUCAUGUGGUUUGGCAUGAAGAAGCACCUUCUUUGCAACACCUGUUGUCUGCUUGACUAAACUUAAUGGUUGUAUGCUGUACUGUGCCAGGAGUGCUUUUUAUAGACCACAGUAAUACUGUGACAGCAUAGCAUGCCAUUGGCUUUACUGUGUACUCUGUUUAAAUGGUGUGACUUACUGAAUACAAAUCUGUAAACACAUUGAGUUCUGUAAUGUUUGUGCUAGUUAUGCAUUUUUAUAGUUUCUACCUUGGUAAUUUUUAUUAAACAUUUUGUAACAAAUUGUUUCUUUUAGGCACCUGUGAGAUUGCAAGUUAAAGCAAAGCCAGCAAAUAGUGAAACAUAUGGAGUUACAAGUUACGCUGCUCGGCGUAUCCUGCAAUCAUUGGAGAAGAUGUCCAGUCCUUUAGCGGUAACCAAUUUAUAUUUGACUUAAAGCUUACAUCUGCAUCAUACUUUGAAAUACAUCUGAAAGGUUGUUUAUAAAGCAACACUAAGUUGCGUAGACACUUUAAAUCACUGCAAGCCUUAAGGUGUGUUUUGUAUCUUUUACGGACUCCCUACCAAGAGUGACUUGUAACAACAGCUAAAUGUCAGAUUCUAGCUCUCUGAUGUCAAAGGAGGAAAGUUUCUUCAUUUAACUUACAGCUAGUGCAUGCAUAUUGGUCUCCUCUUAUGGAGCAAUCCUGAGGACUUUGGCCAUCUCAGCGCACAGCCUGGUUUACAAAACAAGUGGUGUAUAAAUGGAUAGUAGCCAUGUUAGUCAUCCCAUGAUAAAAUGUUACAUUUGAAAGUACUUAACAGAUGAGAGAGGUUUGUUAUGCAAUUUAAGUGGUUGUGUAAAGUGCUUUAUAAAACAAUGCAUGUUUGCAUGUAUUAACACCUACACUGCUCAAAAAAAAUAAAGGUAACACUUAAACAACACAAUGUAACUCCAAGUCAAUCACACUUCUGUGAAAUCAAACUGUCUACUUAGGAAGCAACACUGAGUGACAAUCAAUUUCACAUGCUGUUGUGCAAAUGGGAUAGACAACAGGUGGAAAUUAUAGGCAAUUAGCAAGACACCCCCAAUAAAGGAGUGGUUCUGCAGACCACUUCUCAGUUCCUAUGCUUCCUGGCUGAUGUAUUGGUCACUUUUGAAUGCUGGUGGUGCUUUCACUCUAGUGGUAGAGUACAACCCACACAAGCAGCUUAUCCAGGGUGGCACAUCAAUGCGAGCUGUGGCAAGAAGGUUUGCUGUGUCUGUCAGUGUAGUGUCCAGAGCAUGGAGGCGCUACUAGGAGACAGGCCAGUAAAUCAGGAGACAUGGAGGAGGCCGUAGGAGGGCAACAACCCAGCAGCAGGACUGUUACCUCCACUUUUGUGCAAGGAGGAACAGGGGGAGCAAUGCCAGAGCCCUGCAAAAUGACCUCCAGCAGGCCACAAAUGUGCAUGUGUCUGCUCAAACGGUCCGAAACAGACUCCAUGAGGGUGGUAUGAGGGCGCCUGACGUCCACAGGUGGAGGUUGAGCUUACAGCCCAACACCGUGUAGGAUGUUUGGCAUUUGCCAGAGAACACCAAGAUUGGCAAAUUCUCCACUGGCGCCCUGUGCUCUUCACAUGAAAGCAGGUUCACACAGAGUACAUGUGACAGUCUGGAGAUGCCGUGGAGAACGUUCUGCUGCCUGCAACAUCCUCCAUCAUGACCGGUUUGGCAGUAGGUCAGUAAUGGUGUGGGGUGGCAUUUCUUUGGGGGGCCGCACAGCCCUCCAUGUGUUUGCCAGCCAGAGGUAGUCUGACUGCCAUUAGGUACCGAGACAAGAUCCUCAAGUUCCUGCAAGACAAAGGCAUUGAUGCUAUGGACUAGCCCGCCCGUUCCCCAGACAUGAAUCCAAUUGAGCUCAUCUGGGACAUCAUGUCUCGCUCCAUCCACCAACAUCACGUUGCACCACAGACUGUCCAGGAGUUGGCAGAUGCUUUAGUCCAGGUCUGGGAAGAGAUCCCUCAGGAGGCCAUUCGCCACCUCAUCAGGAGCAUUCACAGGCGUUGUAGCGAGAUCAUACAGGCACAUGGAGGCCACACACACUACUGAGCUUCAUUUUGACUUGUUUUAAGGACAUUACAUCAAAGUUGGAUCAGCCUGUAGUGUGUGUUUCCACUUUAAUUUUGAGUGUGACUCCAAAUCCAGACCUCCGUGGGUUGAAAAAAUUUGACUUCCAUUUUUUAAUUUGUGUGAUUUUAUUGUCAGCACAUUCAACUAUGUAAAUAACAAAGUAUUUCAGAAGAAUAUUUAAUUCAUUCAGAUCUAGGAUGUUAUUUUUGUGUUCCCUUUAUUUUUUUGAGCAGUGUAUUUUUCCCAAAAUACAAAGCUGCUAUCAAGUUUAUAAAUGGUGUUUUUCAUAUGAAUCCCACAGCUAAAUGUUGGGAUUCAUAUUGGCCCAGUCCAUCUUAUUUAUUGGUACUUAACUGGUGGUAUGCUUUGCGUCCUUUACUAGUAUUGCACAUUAAAACAGCUGAGUGUAAAAGGCUUGUGUUGAAGGCAGCUAGUCUAGAUGUUGAAAAUCAUUAGUGCUAAUUUAUCUUCCCUCUCUAUUACAGGAUGCCAAAAAAAUCCCAUCCAUCUCCUCUUCAUGUCUGGUGAGUAAGCUUCUCAUAUUUGUGUGUGUGCGCAUAUGAUUGUUCAUUUCAUGUUUUCUGGUUGCCCUGUUGUAAAUUCAAAUACAUUGCUUCACAACUAGAAAACUCCCUUGUUUCCACUCCCUCCCCUAAUCAGAGGAUGCACAUGCACUUUUAGCUGGCAAAAUGGUUCAACCACAGACUUCUCUAUGGGAAGCUUGUGACUAGACCUCAUUGAGCCUCUGUAGCGCUAGAGGGGGCGCUGAAUUUCAGUUCCAGGAGAAUAGCACUGGAUUCCAGUUGGGAAAACACAUUUGCAAGUUAAAGGGCAAACUGUGAAGGGGGACUAUUCUCCAUUGUGCCCAACAGGGCAUUCUACACAGGAACUGUCCCCACCACCACCCUCCCCUAAAAACAGGGUUAGAGUAAACCUCUAAACACCUGGUGAUAUCUACUUUAGGUAGCUAUAUAUUUUAGUGUUGCAAUUUAAUUAAACUUAGAAUGCAAACUUAGUGUUUAGUGUUGCAAUUUAAUUAAACUUAGAAUACAAACAUACCAAAUCUAAAAUCACUCCACAUUAAAACACAAACGUGUUGCUGACCCUAUUGUCUUAAAACCACUAUUUAGGUGGCUCCCCCCCCCCCCCCACACCUUAUUUUCAGCGAUGCGUGGGUCUGCUUACACUGAUUCUCCUCCUUGGUGCCAUCAGAAUGUAAGAUUUUUAGCCAAUCCAAUGCUUUCCCAUCAUUGGAUUGACUGAAAUCGACAAGAAGGUGGGGUGGGGUGGGGCAGGGCCAAACGCCAGCUUGGCCAAUCAGCACUUCCUCAGAGAUGCAUUGAAUCAAUGUGUCUCUAUAAGGAACAUUUCUGCGUCUCAGGCGCUGUGCCGCAUGCCCCAGGAAGCACCUCCAAUGGCCAUCUGAGUGGCCACUGGAGGUGUCCCUAGGGGGUAAUGUAAACACUGCCUUUUCUCCAAAAUAGCACAGUAUGCAUGAAAAUGUCUGCAGGGAAUUACUCACCAGAACUACAUUAAGCUGUAGUUGUUCUGGCGACUGUAGUGUCCCUUUAAAAUUUUAGUUUUCUCUUUUGUAUUUUGUGACUAGUGUCUACCAAAUGUAAACUGAAGUCUUAGACAUAUGAUGUAAAUCAGGACAAAUACAUUUGAAUUUAUUUUGAAAUUUCUUAAGAUGCGUUAAUUAUAUGCACCUUGUUGGCAAAACUGUGGGGAAACCUAUAACGAUUUAUAUAUGUAUAUGUGACAGCUAAUUGAAGCCCUUUUGUUCUUUAAAGAAAAGUGUGUGUUUGUGUUUUAUGGUGGGGGGAAAAUUGUGAUUGAAAACCCCUUCCACCUGAAGUCUGUGGAUAGUUAAUACAAUGUUAAACAAAAAUCUGCACACCAGUCAAGCCAUAAGACUUGCUUUUCCCACAGAAAUCCCAGAUCUGCAGUAGUGAUACAACCGCAAAGGAUUCUGGGUGGGCAUAUUCUGCGGUUGUAACAUCACUGCAGAUUUAGGAUUUCUGUGGGAAAAGCAAGUCUUAUGGCUUCACUGGUGUGCAGAUUUUUGUUUAACAUUGUAUUAACUGUAUGUAUGUAUGAAACUGCUUGUGUCCUUUAAGAACAGACCAGUCCAAUUGAAGCUGUCUGUAAUAGGAUUGAUUUCUUUAAAUCUUUCAUUUUCGUAUUACAGGCAGACAAAAGUUUCCAGGAUGAUAUAGGAAACUCUUCUAAAAGGAAAAAGGUAACCAUAUAUAGGUCAAGAAUGGUUGAUACUUUCAAAGAUCCAUAAAUUACUUUAAAAAACAUGUUUCUUAUUUGAACAAGUUAAAUUAUUUGUGAAUAUUCAUAAUAGUUUUUGGCAGUCACAUGUUCUUCUGUUUUGUUUUUAAAAGGACACAAUUUUAGCUAAGUACAAAAACAACUUUAGCUUAAUAAAGCAAUUUUGGUGUAUAUGUAAUGCUCUGGUAGUCUCACUGCUCAAUUCUAUACCAUUUAGGAGUUAAAUCACUUUUAUUAUUAUGUAGUCUUUGCCACACGUCCACAGCUGUGACUUGCACUCACAAUAUGAAUUACAUUUUUUAUUUUCAAUCGGCUCUUACAGCACAUUGUGUUUAAUUUAAAGGUGCUUAUCUUUUGCUGUGUUGAUCGAACUUUAACAGAUUCCUACGGGCUGUAGCAGAUGAGACAUUCCAAAUGAAACAGACUUUGUAAUAAUGGAAGUGGGGGGCGCUGUGUAACUCACAUGGAGGGAGUUGUACUUAGGGCUGCAUUUAGCUCCUAAAUGGCAGAGAUUUGAGCAGUGAGAUUGCAGGGGCGUGAGCGAUGUCAAAACCCCUUAGUUAUAAGGACACUCUAAACACCAAAAUAACUUAAACUUCAUAAAUUAGUUUUCAUAUAUAGAUCCCUUCUCUGCAGUGUCACUGCUCAAUACUCUGCCAUUUAUGAGUUUAUUACUGUUUAUGCAGCACUAGUCACACCUUCCCUGGCUGUGACUCUCAAACCCAACAUGAAUUGUAAUCACACACAGAAGGCUCUUGCAAACUUGAGCAAGCAAUUAACAGAGCAGGAAAUAAGAACUUGAAUGAGACACAAUGUUCAGUAAGAGAGUUAAAGGGGCACUCCAACCACCAAUAUUACUUUAAUGUGUUUGAUUUGUGUUGGCCUCAUUAAUAUGCUGUAUUUUUGUUGCAUGCUUUAUUUUUCAUAGUUUUUGCAUAAAGUAAAUGUUUUGCACAAUACUGCACCAUAAGUCUGCCUCUUUAGCCACACCCCCUUACUUCAGAAACAAAAAUCAAAGCGGUGCACACAGCUCAACCACUGACGGUACUAAAUGAUUCGAACAACAAAACAACCUGCAUUUGGUGAGGGCACCCAUGUAGAUAUUAUAAGGAUAUAGCUACCGGUUUGCAGUUUCUCUGUCUUCAUCCAGAUUGUGAAUUAAAAGCUGCUCACUCAGUACUUUUGGGGAUGAAACACUGUGUAUAUAUUAUUAGGAUGUCUAUCUGGGACGAGAGGUUUGGCUAAGGUGACAGGAUUACGGUGCAGAAUUCUGCAUAACAAUAUAUAUAUAUAUAUAUAUAUAUAUAUAUAUAUAUAUAUAUAUAUAUAUAUAUAUAUAUAUAUAUAUAUAUAUAUAUAUAUAUAUAUAUAUACACACACACACACUCUCUUGUACAAAAAAUAUAAAGAUUUAAACAUGCGGCUGAGUGCAUGCGGUGUAGUAGCUCGCUAUGUAUAUUUUAGUGGAACUGGACCAGGGCCAUAUAUGGUGCUAUUGGUUUUGUGCAUUACAAAAGUCAGCCAGGGGCUCCCUAUUCCUAGGUGUCUCAGACCCAUUGGUGGGUGUGUGUGUUUGUGUAUAGCUAAUAAACUGUAGCGUGGUGUAGAACUAAAACAAUAUUAAAACUUUAAAGAUUAUGCAGCACAGAGCCGUGAGUUCUGGAGGUCCAUCAUUUAGAUUAGUGUCAUUCAUGAUAGUCAGGUGGCAAGCAGGCUGCCGGCUUUGGUCUGUCGGGCAGUUGUCACAUCCCCUAUGCCCAGUGCAGAGAAGAACGCAUGGAUAGAGGUCCCUGUAGGGAGUUUGUGCAUGGUGCCAUUGUCAGAGACAUGGAGGGAUCUUGGUGUUCCCCACCUGUAGGUCACUCCUACGUGUGCGUAGUCGGGUGGUGAGUGAGUUCAGGGAUUUCCUCCAUUUCAGCGUUGCUUUGGAUAAGUCCUGAUAAAGACGGUUGGGAGUCCUCAAAAGUCAGUGGGGUCUUGCUCCUUACCGCUGCCAUGAUGUCUAGGGAUAGUGAGCAGCAGAAUAUUACGUCCUCGGGCACUGUGGAAGUAGUUUUGGUCGGCUUUGGGAGGCAGUAUAGCCCAGUUAUGUUGAUUUUUCUUGCGGUUGAAGGUGGCAGUAUUGUGAACAGCAGUCUCCUCACAUAGUGUGGCAAUUCCUCCCCAGGCACCAUAGAGGGUAUGCCCCUUAUCUUAGUAUGGUUGCGGUGGUACCGGUCGUCUUGCGCCGAUAAUUAGUGAGAGGGCAUGUUGGGUUGUUUGUAGUAUGGAGGCCUUCAUAGCGGAGGUGUCAUUGCGGUUCUCCUUAGCUUCAGCUGCUUUCAUCCGUCAUGUCACCUGCUGCAUGGCCGUUUUCAGGACUGGCAAGUCAUCAGUGAGAAGUCUCUGGAGGUCUUGGAGCAUGGUCUAUAUAGGGUUUGGAAGUUCUGCUUCGUUGCAGGUUCUGGGCAGCCAGCUGUUGCUGUGGGCUAGUGUUGUGUGUGUGUGUGCGCUCUGUGCCUGCGGGGGAGCCAGUGAUGCGGCAUGGGAGACUCCAGUUGGAGGAAAGUUUUCCGCGGCUGCCAUUUUGACUGGAGUGUGCCGCUGGCACAUCGCUCCGAUGUCCCGCUGUUAAUUUGCGGUUCCGGCCAGAGGCUUCUUGGAUCUGAGCCCCAUGGAAGGAGUAGUGAGCCCUGUGUGAGGUUGCCACAGUUCUGCCAUUUCCCCGUCGAGGUCCCCGCUCAAAAGAUACUAGAGGUCGGGGUAUGCUGGCAUGUAAUAUGCCCCAUGCCUGCGUUUCAGCUUUGGUUGCUUCGCGGAGUAUAAGAAGGGCAUCAGUUGGUGCGGCAAGACGUCCUUGGUCUGUAUCUGCUGUGUGCGGGGUUGGAUGGUGGCGAGGUGCGGAGAUAUAGUGUGGAUUGUGUUUUAGGGUGUUGGAGCCGUCAGAAAUGGCGUCUGGCAACACCACAUGAAACUUAGCCCAACUGACAUCUGCUGGCGAUCCUGUGGUGGAAAUGCCCCACAGUUAGUCUUUUUUCUGGAAGGGAGUGGUUGAACUAGGUACUAAAAUACGACAAAGGACAUGGAUUUAGACCCAUAGCAUUCUUACUAUUCAAGCCUACUGAUGGACUCCUCCACCAUGAACAGAAACUACUCAACAUGGUAUACUUAGCAGCCAGACGACCCCUGGCACAGAAGUGGUUGAACACUCAGCCCCCCUCCCUCACAUUGGCAAUGGCCAAAAUAAGCCAAUGAUCUUAUGGACAAGCUGACAUCACAGGUCCACAACACCACUGCCACCUUUCAGAGGGUAUGGGACUUGUGGCAGCAAUACACAGAGGAAAUGGGAUUGUAGGUCGUGAGAACAAUUACACAUAACACCCCCGUACCGUGAGAUUCUACUAUUCUAUCCCUUCCAUUAAUUUCAUUACCUUCCUUACCUUUUGACACUGUGCCAAUGUCAGUGUCUUCUAUAGGGUGUGGUAAGACUGCAGUAUGCAUCCUGUUUCUACGCCAUCUGCCCAUACACCUCAGACAGGGGAGCCUACUAUACUGUUACUCCGCACCUCACGGACUCUUGGGCUUUGCCACACUACAGCCAUUUAUGGCUAUUGACAUUGGCUCCAAGUGAUUCCAAAUGUCCCUCACCACUUAAUACUUGCACACAAAUACAGUUAGCACUGAAUUGACUGCACCACACUGCCACCUUCAUCAUUGUAAGCGCCAAUCUUAAAUGUUUCACCAGUAAACACUAAUAAGAAACCAAAAAGAAAAUGCAAAUGAAUAGAAACUGUGGCAUCGGGAGCAGGGGGAACGAAUGAAUUACGGCUGACACCUACAUUCCCCGCAUAGCGAAGUGCACACACCCCUUAUUGCCAUACUGCUGGGACUUUUCUUAUCUAUUUUCCUAUCUUUCUGUUAUACCUUUUAUUUUUCCAAUGCUUAAACAAAAUACUUUGACAGUUGGUCUUUGCUUUUCUCACAAAGGGAUACAUGGUCUGGAAUACUGUAACAAAUGUUCUUUUACAAUCUGAUGCCUGUAAUAUUGCAUUGUACGCUAUAAAUAAGUUACCUCUAAGUACCUUCCAACCUCACUUUAUCCUAUCAUUGAAUACGGUCAUCACAAAAAUAAAGAAUGAAUAAAAAAAAAAAAAGAGAAAAUGAAAUGGCGUCUGGUCCAGUUUAGUGCCUGGCUCCACCCUCCACUUCGGCUACUUUUGAUCUUAAAUUUGAACUUCAGUUGGAGUUAUUUAGUAAAUAACAGUGUAAGGAUUUUCCUCCAAUUUUUCCCAUUUUUGUGAUAAUGGUUGCAUUACAUCCUCCUAUGGCAUUGACUUUCAUAUGUUUCAUAUUUUGUGAGGUUUUGUAUGAAGCAAUGCAGUUUUGCAGUUUCAAUAUCAACACUUGUUGAAGGAGAUGUAGAUAGUGCUGCUUGACACUUGCAUUUUCAAAUUCCUCACAGCUGUCACUGCUUUUAAAAGGGUUCAUUGUAUAUUUGUUUGGCACUUGCUGUUUUUUUUUUUUCUUAAAGAAACAGUCAUCAGUGUUUGUCCUAUCUAUACCAAUUUUAGUCUCAUGCUGAUCUCGUUAUUUGAAUUUUAGAUUCACUGAUGCUACUUUCCCCAUUUGAGAAUUUGUUUUUCUUAAAGGGACACUAUAGUCACCAGAACUACAGCUUAUUGAAUUUGUUCUGGUGAGUAGAAUCAUUACCUUCAGGCUGUUUGCUGUAAACACUCUUUUUUCAGAGAAAAUGCAGUGUUUACAUUACAGCCUAGUGAUAACUUCACUGGCCACUCCUCAGAUGGCUGUUAGAGAUCCUUCCUGGGUCAAGGCUGCCUAAAAUGCAUCCAAAAAUUCAGUAUCUCCUCCCUCUGCAUGCAGACACUGAACUUUCCUCAUAGAGAUUCAUUGAUUCAAAUCAUAUCUAUGAGGAGAUGCUGAUUUGCCAGGGCUGUGUUUGAAUCGUGCUGGCUCAGCCCCUGAUCUGCCUCUUUGUCAGUCUCAGCCAAUCCUAUGGGGAAGCAUUGUGAUUGGAUCAGGCUACCACUUCUGCUGAUGUCAGCAGCCAGCUUGUUUUUCUGAGGCAAACAGCAUGCAGAUCUACAGCUUCAGGCUUAAAUACAGUAAGAUUUUUACUAUAUUUAUGGAGGCAUGAGCGGUCCAGGGGGCUAGAUGCUGGUUUUAACACCAUAGGGUCAGGAAUACAUGUUUGUGUUCCUGACCCUAUAGUGAUCCUUUAAACAGCAGUAUAUAUAUAUCUAUCUAUCUAUCUCAAAUGUGCCUUUCCCAAAAAUAAUUGCAAUACUGUCAGCCUAGCAGGCCUGCAGUAAGGUCUUAAUGGAUUGAUCAGAGACUUUCAUUUGAAAUAUAGAUAUGUUACUUGCAUUUAUAAAGCACUAAAAUAUUUGACAGUGCUGUAUAAUUGGGUAAAGACAGUACCAUAUAAACAGACCAAUACAAAACAGACCUGUGAGCGGAGAUAUAGCCCCUGAAGAUAUUUUAUACAGGGUACUUUGCUAGGUAGCCAGUGAGCUUACAAUCUAAAGGGUAAAAUGGGGACAUGAGACAAGAGGUAGCAGAGGGAAUUUGGAGGGGAUAGCAGUAACACGAAGGAAUGAGGAUGUGAUGGAUUGCGUUGCCAAACAGCUGGAAGAACAUGCUAUAUAGUUGGAAGCAACCAGGGUGCAAGGGUGGGGAUGUGCUAGUAGAAAAAGAAGUGGGGCUGUUUCAGUUGUUUAGUGGAAUUGGGCCUAGAGAAUAGUUAUUUAAAAAAUUGCAGCGGAAAAGGACAAACAGUGUUUGGAGGUGUAGAGCAAACACCUCAUUUGGCUGGCAAAUAUUUCCAUCAGCCAAAAUAGUAAUAACUGCAAGUAUAAAAUAUUAGAGUAGUAAACUAUAUGGGUAAAAAUGUUAGUAUUGUUAUAGUAAAUUAAUAAUAUAGUAACAAAGGUGAAAUAAAUCCAAUUGUAUAUCUCCCAAAUUUCUGUCUGUAAGUUCUGAAUAGAAAUGAAGUGGCUUUGAUUUAGUUGGUUUGUGGAAUUGGUCAUUAAAGUUGCAAUGAGGUGUAAAAAAGAAGUGGAUUUGUUAGUGUGGGCAGAUAUAUAGAUUAUAUUAGUAUGUGUAUAUGAAUAUAAACACACUCUUGUAUUCUUACCAACUCUAAAUGACAUUUUACAUUCUUUAAUUUUAAGGUUGAGUCAACAUAUCCCCCUGUUCGUGCUCUUAUGACACCAAAAUCCAUAGUGAUCUCUCCAAACGUAUCUUCAUACAUCAAGCCUUCACUGGCUCCAUCUGGUUUGAUAAAAAGCAAACACAGAAUGCAAAGUGACCAGCAGAAGGUGAGUAUUUUACGGUUACUGUAACUUGCAUUUAAUGUAGAUUUUUCAUCUGCAAAAUGUUCAAAUGGUAACAUGUACAUUAACUAUGGUUUACGUAAAUGUAAAAUUAAUAUUGUCACCAAUGGUGUAAUUUUAAAUGCUUCAUGAGCGCAUUAUGUAGGCAAGUAAAAACUACAUUAUAUGGACAAAAGUAUUGAGACACCUGACCAUUACACCAAAUGGAAAUUUUGACAUUGCAUUUUAGGUACAUAGAAAUAAAUAUGCAGUUUGGUCCCCUGUUUACAGCUAUAACAGCUUACACUCCUCUGGGAAGGCUUUGCACAGUAUUUUGGAGUGUUUCUGUGGGAAAUUUUGCCUAUUCAUCCAGUAAGAGCAUUUGUGAGGUCAGGCAUUGAUCUUGGACAAGAAGGCCUGGCUCACAGUCUCUGUUCCAGUUCAUGCCAAAGGUGUUCAGUGGGGUUGAGGUUAAGUUCUCCCACAUCAAACAUAUCCAACCAUGUCUUUGUGGACCUUGGUUUUUGCAGUGGGGCUCAGUCAAGCUGGAAUAGUGAAGGGACUUCCCCCAAACUGUUCCCACAAGUUGGAAGAAAAGCAUUGUCCAAAAUGUCUUGUGAUGCUGAAGCAUUAAGUUUUCCCUUCACUGGAAGAGUCUUGGUGAUUGUACUUGAUGUGAGCUCCUGCCGCACAGUUGUGCUAAUAUUAAUGUCAGUGGAAGUUUGAAACUCUUUAGCUUUGGAAUCAGCAGAGCAAUGCUGAAUUUUACCCACGAUUCACCUCAUCACUCAAGCCCCCUGCUUUGUGGCUGAGUUGCUGCUGUUCCUAAACCUUUCCACUUUCCGGUAAUACCACUUACAGUUGACAGUGGAAUAUCUAGCAGGGAUGAAAUUUCACAAACUGACUUAUUGCAAAUGUGGCAUUCUAUCACAGUACCACGAUAGAAUUCACUGAGCUCUUGAACGACCCAUUUUUUUUACUGUUUGUAAAUGCAGACUGCAUGGCUAGAUGCUUGAUUUUAUACACCUGUGGCAAUGGGUCUGAUUGAAAUAACUGAAUUCAACAAUUAAGAGGUGUGUCCCAAAACGUUUUUCUAUAUAAUGUAUGUAGUAGGCAGUUCUAUGGAAUUCCAAAUUAUGAUGCAGGUGCAUAAAUAUCACUGCAAAUUUGUGAUUAUUUUUUUUUGGGAAAAGCAAGUCUUAUGGCUUGACUGGUGUGCAGAGUUUUGUUUAACAUUGUAUUAAAUAUAUAUCAAUCUCAAACAAAGAUCCCUCCAUACUCUGCAAUAUAUUUGCUUAGUUUAUUUAGUCAUCAAAUUAAAAAGGCACAUUUUUGACUCUGUGCCCUUGCACGUUGCUGAAUAAGCCUCCUAAAUAUAAUUCUAAGUGCUAGGGAUCCUUAAGCAAUACGUAGGCCACAUUCUUAAUACACUUUAAUUACUGCUUUGAUUUUAAUCUUGGUUAAAGGAUUAGUACAGGGUAGUUUCACUGCUUAGUUUAUGAUGUACGUUUAUAGUAGUAAGCUGUGGUUCUUCUAUUGCAUGGUCUACUGCAACCACGCUCACGUGAUGGGAAAAAAAUGCAUAUACGCUGCAACCCCUUGUUGUGCUGACAAGCUUUUUUUACUAUUUUUCUUUUCUUAAAAUUCUUUAUAAGUUCAUGUAGUUAUAGUGACCUACAGCGGAGAUAGACUAAUACAUACUGUGUUAGUACAGUCUUAUAGCCAUUGAACAUUUGAAACUAUGCGUAAGAUCACCUACUAUUGUGUACGUGUUACAAUGAUUAACAGCAUUCAACAAUAUAGUGCAGUGACAUUCACUCCAUUAAGAGUGAUAUUUAUGGUCACAGAAAUGUCUUGUCUAUUUUGUACUACAAUGAACUUUAGUUUUAUAUAUUUAUUGGUAGUACUGUAUAUAGAGAUUAUAAAAAGAUCAAUAAAUGUUUGAGGAAGGGGAGAUAAAGAGGAGUAAUACUUUUGAAGAGGUUGCUCCUUGGCCUGCUGGGGCGGGGAGGCGCAUCCAUCACACUCCCUUAGUCAGUUAUUGUUCCGUAUAGCCUUACCAUGGUUGCCAGACCUUUUGUAAAAGUGGAACAAGUGUUCCGUACUUGGGUCGAAGUCUUAUCCAUAUAAGUUUCUUUAAUUUUGUAGAAGACAUUUGUGCUAAUUGGACUGAUGGUAAAGGUGGAGUAUUUUACUAUUCUUAUCUGAUCAACUGCUGCUCAACCGAACUGGCCUGUUGCUGCAGUUUCCCACCAAGCACACAGAAUAUCAAUGCGGCAAGCAAGUUAGUUUGAGCAGCAGUUGGCCAGAUAAGAGAAGAAUCUGACCCAAAAAUCAUUAGGUUUCGUUAAAUGUAAUAAACUUUUUAAUGAGACUUAUAUAUUUGACUACUUUACACUUUGCAUAUUUAAUGUGUCCUUUGUGUUUAAUUACAGGAGUCAAAAGGAACUCGUAUGUUGCAUGCUCCAACAGCACCACAAACUGAGAGGUAUGUUAUGAACUCUAAUUUUUAUAUUCUAGCAUAUAGCGCUAAAAAUAUAAAAUGGCCUUUGUUCCAGUACAGCUCUACAAAUCUUGUAAUAUAGCCAUAAUCUUUUCUAAGACCCCUAAGUGUAAUUCUACCUUUCUAUAUUGGUGGUCUGGCAUUUCAAGAUACUAGAGUCCUGCUAAAAUCUAUUAAUUUCAGUUUGUUUCCCUUGUUCAAUGUUCCAAUCUUAGCUCUGUAUUUUUUAAAUUAUGCAUAUAUGAAUGUUUGUAUGUGGGUGUAAAGUUUUGAAAGCAAGAAAAAAAUAUUUUGCUUGCUGCCAUUUUACUUGGCAAAAAAUAUGGGAAGCAUUGUUGUGCUAGUAAUAUUUGUACUAUCCUAAAGUAAUUCGGAAAAUAUAUAUAAUUUUUUUUAUGUAUUUUAGUCAAAUAAUGCUAGUGUAAAAGGGCAUUUUAGGACACCCUAAUAAAAUUUUGACAAACCGUUAAUUGCAUUUGCAUUCAGUCAUAUUCUAGGAUGUUGCGGUAAGUACGGGCCUUGUGCCUAGUCCCUUAGCGUGUAAACGGACACUUCAGACCUCGAGAAGUGCUAUGUGUGAAGAAUGUUUUCCUUCUUCAUUUUACAGAAAGCGCAGAUUUCCAUAGAAAUCCUCCUGAGCUGUUAAUAAGACAACUGGUUCUGUUGCUUCCUUGUUGUGUAGCUCAUUGAAUAGAGACUCAAGGCAGACAAUUGCCCAGAGCACAUGCUUUGAAAAGUCUUCCCAUUUGGCAGCAUUAAAAAAUUUGUGAUUGGACACCCACAGAAAGAUUGGAAAAGAAGGGGGGCAGGGCUUGCAAGUCUUCAGGCAAGAGAGCGGCUGUUUUUAGAUAUAUCCCCAUAAUGCAUAACUAAAUGCAUGCAUAUUUUCAUUGGCGGUAUAUCUACUAAGCUGACUUGUUUGUUUUUCCAUUUCUUUGACACACUGCUUUAUGGUAUCUUUCAAAGAUUUAACUCUCAAUGAUGUACUAAGAUAGAGCAACAUUUGUUCUCAGUCUUGCCUCCCACACAACCAGUAGAAAGAAGGCAAGUUGGAAGUUUCCAUAUGUGUAUCAAGAGGCAGUUUCCCCUUUUUAAUGCCAGUUCAUCUACACUAGUAGAUGGGGUUUGUCCCAUGGCAGCUUUGGGUGAAUUGUUCUUUCCAUCAUUCACUUUUGAUUUAGUCUACAGCAGGGAUAUCCACACUUAUUGCUUGAAAAUUCUUGCUAUCAAACUGCAGUCUGCAAGGGCUGCACCGUAUAACCUCUCCAAACUAGCAAUUUCCUAGUCUCUAGAAAUAUAUUGACUAAGAGUAUGUCACUGUAUGUGUUUUCCAUUACUAGGGUUGCUUGCUUUCUAAUAAAUUGCUACUGUUGCUUUACUUACUGUUUUUUGUUUUCUUUUCCCAACAGCUUUUCUUUCCCCAAGUCAAGCACUCCUGCAUCUAAUGGCUUAUCAUCCAGAGGAGCUGGCGGUAAAAUGAUGAGAGAGAGAAACUCUCAUUACACAAUAAAGCCAGCAGAAGAGGUAAUUUUUUUUUUUUUUUUUGCGUUGUUCAUGUUGCAAAAUAGGUGACAGAUGCUUUUAAUUCAUUAAAUACAGGAGAUUAUAGAUAUUUUAGAAUAAAAUCUAGCUCAUUGCAUGUUUUCAGGUGUUUAAAAUGACAGAAUACCAGAAACUAACAUGGAAACUAAUGUACAGUUUAUUUGCUUAAAAGUAAACUAUAGUGUUAGAAAAAUAGUUUUCAUUACUUACCUGAUUCCAGCACCGAUGUCCCUUGACACUCAGGCUCUCCUCCUCCUCCUCCCCCUCACAUUAGGAUUUUGGGUAAAGCUGGGUGUCCUCAUGCAGAGCACCAAAAGCUACCUAACCACCCAGAAGUCCCUCUAGUGGCUGUUUGGUACGUAAUUAUUGCAGUUUAUUAAAAACAGUGGUUUGUGUUAUACUGUCACUUUUAAAAGAAUUUUACUUUAGUGCUGGUUAACAUUUUACAUAAAGUUACAUAGCUGAAAGAGACUUGCGUCCAUCAAGUUCAGCCUUCCUCACAUUUGGUUUUUUGCUGUUUAUCCAAAAGAAGGCAAAAAAAAACCCAGUUUGAAGCACUUCCAAUUUUGCAACAAGCUAGGAAAAUAAAAUCCUUCUUGACCCCAGAAUGGCAGUCAAAUUUAUCCUUGAAUCAAGCAGUUAUUACCCUACAUUGAAAGAUUAUAUCCUUGAAUAUUCUGUUUUUGCAAGUAUGCAUCUAGUAGCUGUUUGAAUUACUUGGCAUGUAAGAAAAUUGGAAUUGAUAAUCGAAGGUUUGUGUAGUAAUCUUGAACUCAAACGCUGUUGUAUAAUGUGUUCUGACAUACUGAUUGUGAGAUAUAUGUAAUCUGUUUAGUGAAGAGGUUUCUACAUUGCCAAUAUCCAAUGCUAGGCAACAUUGUUCUUGUGUAUCCACAAACUACAAUUUAUUUAUUUUAGUUGUCAGAGGCACCUGUUUUACCUGAAGUACCAUUGCCAUUAAGCACGGCAUCACUACCCAGCUUUAACUUCUCAACUGCAUCCACUGCUACUUCCCUGUUAACUGCUCCUAAACCUACAGAUAGCAAGACUGCUUCGUGGCAGGUAUGUUGGAAUUCUUUAACAACUAAACAUAUCUUAUUGAUUGUGACAGUUUACCCUGUGUACUUUACAAAGUUAAGAUUCUCCAGCCUUUAGUCCAAUACUGACUAAAAAUUGCCUUAUUUAUAAAAUUCACAUAUAUUUGUCUUAAAGAGAUUUUUAUAUUGCAUGACAUGUCAGAUCAUCUAGGGCUUCUGAAGUGAGUGUUAUUGGCUAAUGUCUAUUUUACAUUUUCCCUUGGUUGUAUGGGCAUUUUUAUUUUGUUUUUCCACUCCUUUUGUAGCUGCUCCAUUUAAAAGAAUCAUGCAUAUUAAGCAAAGAUAACCACACCCUUUGUAUUAUGGGAGCUCUCUAAGCUUUGUCCAUAGGAUUCAGAUCUGAACAUAAUCUUUCUUGUCCUGCAUGAUUUAGAAAGAUUGGAAUCUGAGGCAAUGGCUCUACAGUUUGGAAUCAUGCUAAAUUUGAUGACUAGUAUUGUCAGACUAGACAAAUGUUUCUACAAUAUUUAGUAUGAUUUCUUGCUGCUCUCUAUUUACUAAAGUUCUGGGAAUUAUAGCUGCAAUUUCAGCACUAUAUGAUUUUAUAUCUGUAUCGUUACAAAAAUGACAGGAAUUCUUAUCCACGCUUUAAUUUCAGCAAAUGACCAAUUUGACCAACAACCCUCUGUUCACAUUUUCAUCCCCAAUUGUGAAAUCAACUGAAUCCAAUGCACAAUCUCCUGGGUCAUCUGUAAGUAUUUAUGAACUCAUCAUUACAACUUUUUGAGUGCUGUCGCAAUAACUUUUAGUUACCAGUAUUUGUUUUUAAGAUUGCCUUAUUUAGUGCUGUAACUUUUUAAAUGGUUAUUGGCAGCUGCUCUCUAACCUGUUUAUGCAUAAGUGUGUCGAUUAUAAAUUGGAAUUCCCCUUUAAAUUGAUAAAGCUUGGCUUUUAAAUGUCCCAGUGGAUUUUAUCUCCAUUGAAUUCUUUUUUUAAAAAGAAUGUUUUAAUUUAGUGUGACUCUAAUUACUAAAUUUGCCUUGCAUAUAUUUUUCUUUAUUGUAGUUUUGCAUAAACUGCCUAUCAUAAGUGUUCCAAUGUGUUUCUUCAUAGGUUGGUUUCACAUUUAGUGUUCCAGCUGUGAAAUCUACUCCACCUACCACUGCAGAUAAGAUGAUUACUACAAGUAGCCCUGGUAAGAACCAGUGUUUUCUUAUGUGCCCCACUAUUAGCGAUUUGGCAUGAUGCUUUGUGAAAUGUGCUAGUGCAAACAGCCUCACCCAUUUUUAAACUGGUUAGAUCAAGAUUCAGCAAUAGCCCAGUUGUGUUCAUUUUAUUGGGCAUGGACUGUUUUUGUUAAAAGAAUGCUUAAACCUUUAACACUAUUCAGAAUUACCAUUUGUAUUGUAUCUUUACCCCUUUACAUGCUAUAUCCCCAACAUAAAAGCAUGUUUACGUACAUUUUUAUUUUAUUUUUUCUCGCAGUUGCUCAACUCCAACUGUCUCCCAUCCUCUCACCAAAAAUGGUGCAUGUGCAGAAAUCACCCAGAGUAUAUUGCUUCUCAUAGGGAAGCAUUAGUCUGUUUCCCCUUUGAAAGAUCUCGCUUCAGAAACCUGAAGUUACUUGUUAAGUUGUUCGUUCAAGCGGAAUAAAUCCGAAAGCUUUCCUUGCAGUCACCUUGAUGGUUGGGGAGGGUCCCUAAAUAAGUUCAUAAAGUUUCAAAUUUCUAUUCUAAUUGAUCGUUUUAUGAAUUUAGACAAGGAGGACUUCCUAUUCAUGUCACUAGCAAUAUAAAGAUUGAUUUAUUUUCUGCUAAACGAAGAACUACAUUGUAUUGUUGAUUAUGUUAAAGUAAUGCUAUUUAAUAUUCAUUGCUCAUUUAAUUUUGCUUCCUAAUCAUACAUUUGUCUGCAUUGAAAGCAAUCUACUAUUUUGGGGGAAAAGCUGCUAUAACUUUGCCAAAUGCAUGGCUUUAAAUGCUCAUUUCAUCCCUUUUCUAUUGAAAAUACAUGAUGAUAUAUAUCUAGCUUCUCUUAUAGCAGGUAAUUGUUGUGCACAAUUUAUAUAAAAUUUAUGGAUUUUCAUUUUACUUUUUCUGUUUUUCUAAGCUAAGUCAUUGAUGAAUAACAUAAGUGCAAAAAAGAAAGAGGAAGAACAUGGGGGGUUUUGUAAACCUGCAAAAUCUUUAAAGGAAGGAAGCGUGCUAGAUAUUUUGAAGAGUCCAGGUAUGUGAACUUAUUUUUUUUUUUUUAAACAAAUUAAAAACAUCGGUAGCAUUUUAAAUAAUUGUCUGUUGAAUUUAGAUUUAAAUAAUCUCAGUUAUGAUUUUGUAAAAAAAAAUUUUUAAUUUUCUUUUGGGUCUGUGUGCGUUUUGUACAAGUAAGAAAAUCUAAUGUUUCCUAGUUUUUUUUUUUUUUGUUUUUUUUUUUUAAUCCCUAGAUGUCAUUUCUAAAGAGGACAUGUUACAGUAAUGAUAUAUCACUUUCUGGAUUGAUUGUAACCAAAAUAACACUAUUACAGUAAUUGUGUAUUGGUCUUUCUCUAAAUCUCAAUAUAAUACCAAAGGUUUGGAUUUAUAAAAAAAACAAAACUUCACAACCCCUGCCCCACCCCCCAAUGGCACAUGCAAGGAUGACACUAAAGAGUGCUAAGAUAAUAACUUUGUGUUUCUUUAGCACUAUAGUUUCCUUUAAGCACCAGCUUAAUUUGGUUCUUCUGGGCCAGGCAAUUUGCCAAUGCAGGCUGAGUAGUGUAAACAUUGCACAUUCGGAGGAGAGGCAGUGUUUACAUUGCAGCCUAACACCACUUCUAGUGACUGAUACUUGGACAGCCACUAGAGGGACUUCGAACAUGUGGUCUUUCAAUGAUCGCAAUCAGUACAUAUCUAUGAACAGAUGCUGAUUAGUGCAGCAUGACGAUUGCUGUGCAUGUGCACAAGCCCCCAAAUGCUUCCACACAAGGAAGCAUUGGAUUGGUUAACAGCAUCCGUAGUGACAAUCUUAUUCAGCAAAUGAGCGGCUGCAGUUAAAAACCGGUGGACCAGAAUUAUUGCAGUUUCCUUGCUAUGCAGACUUGAUUUCGAGGUCUCCUCUCUUGCUGAUUCUAGCCUUGGACCCUCAGUAAUUAUAUCAGUAGAAUGCUUACUGUGUUGGAAAUUCAAUGUUACAGUUAUCAAUUUGUUGCUCACACUAUUUUAACCCAGCUGACAGGAGUGCAUAGACCAAUUCUAACCUACAUCAGCAGUGACAAACCCAUUCUGAUAAUUUUAUGAACCUUACUAUCAUGUCAUACUUGACCUUAAACCUAAAUCAUAAUGGCUUUGUACAUUUAUAAUGGUUUAUCUAUUUAGGAGUAUAUUUUAUGCUACACAUUCUAAUACGAUAUUUUUUUCCCACUUUCCUCAUAGGCUUUUCCUCUAGCACAUCUGCCCAGACUUCAUCAAUCUCUAUUGGAAAAAGCACAUCACCUCUCACUCAACCUGCAAGCAAAGUGACACUUGGAGAAGGCAAUAAACAAGCAUUUGGACUUUGGCAGUGCAGUUCAUGCUUCCAUGAGAACAGAGCAAGUGACAACAAAUGUGUUGCCUGCUCUGCUGCCAAGGAUCAGUCUGUAGGACUCCCAAAACAACCAGCUUCUUCAGAAUCAAGCAGCAAUCAAAAAAACAGUGCUACUUUACCAGUCUUUCAGGGUUUUGGAGACAAAUUUAAAGUGGCAGCAGGGACAUGGGAUUGUGAUACCUGUUUAGUACAGAACAAGCCUGAUGUUACAAAAUGUGUAGCAUGUGACACCCCAAAGCCAGGGACUGGAGUUAAAGCUGCCCUGCUUUUACCUCCUGUGACUACGGAAAAAUCAACUACUUCUCAAUUUGGCCUUGGACAAGCUUCUACAGGCUUCCAGUUUGAUGACAAAUUCAAAAAACCCGUAGGAUCUUGGGAAUGUACAGUGUGCUGUGUGCAAAAUAAAGCAGAUGAUGUGAAAUGUAUAGCUUGUACAUCAGAUAAACCAGGUAAGUCUUCUCAGAUUAAUUCUUUAUAAUAGUUUUAAACACCAUGAAAAAAAUUAAAGGGCUACUCUGAACACCCCAAAAAUGGUUUAUUGAAGCUGUUUGUGUUUGGUUUUACAGCCUUAGCCAUACCUCAUCUGGCUGUGACAAGUUGUUUAAUUUUCAAUCACGUGCCGGCACAGUUUGUUCACUUUAGAAGUUUGUAUCUCCUCCUCUGUUAAUUGAACUUUAAUCACACACAGAGGAGGCUCUAGCUGGCAAAUAGUGCAGGAGAUAAUAAAUGCUAAGUUAAACACAUGGUGUAAUAAAGGAAGUUUUAAAAUUAGAGUUCUCUUUAUAGGAAAUCUGCAGGGAGACUCAGUGAUUUUUAACUCCUAAAUGCAGUUGGACAUCAGGGGCAUGAUCUAUACACAAAACCACUCCAUUAAGCUAAAGUUGUUUUGGUGCUUAUGGUGUCCCUUAAGUUGGGGUUUUUGCAUUGAGAUCCCUUGUGCCCAUCAUUAAUCAAAUUAUUUUGAAAAGCAAACCUUUCUGGGACAGUUGUGUAGUAUUUAGUUUUUGUUUGUAAAAAGGAAAAAAAAAUGUAAAAACAAACCAUUUCCAGUUGAGGAGCUCCUUUAGGGAAGCAGAUUCAUUUUGUAAAGGCCAGUGUUUAAAACACAAAAUAUAAUCCCAGUUAGACUUUUCUAGUAACCAGUGUACUUGCACUUAAUCCAAAAGCUAAAGUUUCUCAAAUAUUCAGGAGACCUUAACUUAAGCAAUUGUGGAUCUUCAGUUUCACUCUUGUGAAUUUUCACCAGGUUUACUCCUCAUUUUAAAUGUAUGGAAUACCUGGAUAGGUUUAUUGUAUAUCUACAAAUGCAAGGUUGCCAGAUAUGACCAUUUUGUUAUUUGUUUGCAAAAAAAAUUUUUUUUUAAAUGUCUAAUAAACCUUUUAGAUUAAAUGACUACCAAUGGAUAAAUACAAUUUUAUAUUGCAUUUUUAUGGUCAACAUUGUUUAGAAAAGAUUUUUGUAUAGGUUCUAUAGGUAGUUCUUAGUCUGCUGGGGCAGCACAGAUGUGUCCUUGGGACAAUUCUAUGUCACAUGCUUUUUGGGACACAUUUUGCCUCAUUUGGCUUCCAAAGUCCAUUUACUCUUGAGGCUUUUCCUCCCUUCCAGUAAAACCUACACUGCGGGCCUCUGUGUUCCACCAGUGUUUGAAUAGUGCUGUUUCUGCGUAGCGGCUGGGGUAAUUGGCAAUUAUAUCUAGGAGACCCGCAAAGACUGUGUUGCAUUCCUCUGAAAUCUCACAGUGCAUGUCCACAAAAGAUUUCUGUAAUUUUUUUCAAAAAUUUUACCUUUGGAACGCAAUUUACAUACUUCUCAGAUUUCCCAGCACUGGGAGCAAGUCAGCAGACUACAGGGAGCCACACUUUAAGACUUAAGUAUAUUUCUUAGUUUCAUCUCUUAUUGGAAUUGUACGAUGCUUAAGUUUGACUUUACUUGAUUUCUUCUAGUUCAGUGGUGGCUAACCUUGACACCAUAAAUUGUUUCUGGACUACAUUUCCAAUGAUGCUCUGAUGCUCAGCUAGCUUUUAGUCUAUCAUGGGAAAUGUAGUCCAGAAACAAUUUAUGGUGUCAAGGUUAGCCAUCACUGUUCUAGUUGUCUAAUCCAGUGGAAUUGCCAAAACAACUCGAAAGUGGCUUUCAAAAUUAUUUGUCCUGAGCUUCAUGUACUUUUUUAUAACUUAAAAACAAAAAUUGUACUGCAGCAUAUUUUAAAAUGAUCUUUGAGAUGCCCAAUAGGAAAAAUACGAUGAAAGCAUACAUUAUCUCUAAUAUUCAACAAAUGUUUGCGGAAGAACAGAAUGGUUACUUUUAAUACAUUUCCUUUCUCUGGAAUUAGAUUCAUCAAGGAAGUGGUCUUAAAGUGGGUCUGUCACCUCAAGCUUACCUUUCUCCUAUUGUUUCCUUUCACUUCCUUUUUUAGAAUCUGUUCUUUUUUUAAUUUCUGGUCUAUUUUUCUUUAAAACAUCAAAUUAGGGACCACUUUGUCUUAUGUAGUUUUCCUACGUUUGACAAUUUUGUCAAGAUUGCCAAAUGUAGGAAAAAUACAUAAGCCAAAGUAGUACCUAAUUUGUCUGAUGCUUUUAAAGAGAAAAAGAUUGGAAAAUGAGAGCCAAUUCUAAAAGAGGAAGAGAAGAGGGAACAAUAGGAGAAAGGCAAGUUUCAGAUGCCAUUAUAACUGUGGGGGAGCAGGGCAGAUCAGGAAGUUCCAGAAGGUGUAAAGCCUUUCCUUACAUCCAAAAUUAAUCCAGCUAAAUUAGAAUGUGGAUGGAUCCUGAAAAAUGUGCAAACUUUAGGUUUAAGCUUAAGAUUUGUACUUGGUGCUCAAGGUUUGUGUGGCAGUGGCUUAAAGGACCACUAUAGUGCCCUGAGGGUGCCCCCACCCUCAGGGACCCCCUCACGCCCGGCUCUGGAAGGGGGAAAGGGUUAAAAACUUACCUUUUUCCAGCGCUGGGCGGAGAGCUCUCCUCCUCCGUUCCUCCUCCUGGGCUGAAUGCGCACGCGCAGCAAGAGCUGCGCGCGCAUUCAGCCCGUCGCAUAGGAAAGCAUUCUCAAUGCUUUCCUAUGGACGCUGGCGUGCUCUCACUGUGAAAAUCACAGUGAGAAGCACGCAAGCGCCUCUAGUGGCUGUCAAUGAGACAGCCACUAGAGGAUUAGGGGGAAGGCUUAACCCAUUCAUAAACCUAGCAGUUUCUCUGAAACUACUAUGUUUAUAAAAAAAAAAAAUGGGUUAACCCUAGAAGGACCUGGCACCCAGACCACUUCAUUAAGCUGAAGUGGUCUGGGUGCCUACAGUGGUCCUUUAACUAUCUAAAGAGGAGGAAAAAAUUUAACCAAUUCUCCUAUAAGCAAUUCAGUAGGAUUAAAGGAACUAACACAAUAUUUCCCUUCAGUUAGUCAUGUCCUCAAUUGCUGGAGCCUCGCUCUGGCUGCUUUUCUUGGCAAAUUUAUGGAAAGUGGCUAAUUUUCUCAGGAAUGGACAGUUGGCUUAAAGAUUUGUGUGGCUCCCUAUAAAGGUGGCCCUGAAGCUUGCAUCUGGAAAUAUUGGGGUUUCUGCAGUGGGCUGCAGAGCCAUUUGGCUGUAUUCUAGGGCAAAAAACAUAGCUUCGGUACAAAAAUCUAUUUGUGACCAAGGUUUUGAGAUGGAAUUACUGGCAGCCUCACUGAGUGAAUUGAUCAAACAAAUGGCUGACUUUACCUCAGAGCAAGAUGAAGUCUGGAUCGACCCGUUCUUCAAGCGCAAACCUUCUAAACAGGACUACUUUCCUGGAAGCUCUAGAGCAGUGAUGCCUUAGGUUGCCGGGUGAAAGGGUUGCUGGUGCCAGUCGGCAGCAGUGCAGGGUAGGCACCUACUCUGCUUUUGUGUCAGGAGGACCUGUAGGCAGGGGGAGGAAUCUGGGAAGCAGCUCUCCUGUCCUCCCGCGAGCAGGGUGUGUGGCACCACGGCAAUGCUCCACACAGAAUUGCGUGGGAGGACAGGUGAGCUGCAGAGGCACAUACCACCAGGGCUGGCUGUGUCCCCCCUCCUUCACAUAAGAGGGUAAGAGGGGAGGGGGGGAAUAAAUACUUCAUGUAUCUUUACCAACCCCCCCAACACGCACACAGCACCCCUACCCCCCCUCCCCCCCCCCGGACUGUGUGUGUGUUUGUGUGGCGGACUGUGUGUGUGUGUUUGUGUGGCGGACUGUGUGUGUGUGUUUGUGUGGCGGACUGUGUGUGUGUGUUUGUGUGGCGGACUGUGUGUGUGUGUUUGUGUGGCGGACUGUGUGUGUGUGUUUGUGUGGCGGACUGUGUGUGUGUGUUUGUGUGGCGGACUGUGUGUGUGUUUGUGUGUGGACUGUGUGUGUGUGUGUGGUUGUGUGUGUGUGUGUGUGGGGGCGGAUUGUGUGUGUGUGUGUGUGGUGGACUGUGUGUGUGGCUGUGGGGGACUGUGUGUGUGUGGGGUGGGACUGUGUGUGUGUGGGGCGGACUGUGUGUGUGUGUGGAGGACUGUGUGUGUGUGUGGGGGACUGUGUGUGUGUGCUGUGUGUGUGGGGGACUGUGUGUGUGGGCGGACUGUGUGUGUGUGUGGGGGACUGUGUGUGUGUGUGGGACUGUGUGUGUGGGGGACUGUGUGUGUGUGGUGGGGCUGUGUGUGUGUGUGUGGGGGACUGUGUGUGUGUGGGGGACUGUGUGUGUGGGAGGACUGUGUGUGUGUGGGGGGGCGGACUGUGGGGCAUUUGUUGGAGAUACUACUAAAUAUAAUAAUUUUAUCUAUUUAUAUCAUUUAAAAUUUGUAUCGUUGAACUCUGCUGUGUUCUGCUUUAAAAAAAAAAGUUAAUUAGUUCGGAAAACUGUAAGAGUUGUUUUUUCUAAACUUAAACCUCACUAUUAAGGUUUAAUUGCCAUGUUGGCACUUUGAGGGGGAAAAAGUUGGCAUUUAUUGCGGUUUGGGCACUCAGGCUCAAAAAAGUUUGCCAUCACUGCUCUAGAGCUUCCUAGACAAAUUUUUGAUGUCUUAUCAAAAUCAUGAAAACCUUUAUUUUCAACCUUCUAACAACCAACAAACUGUGAUUGUCAGUUUACUAGUCCUUCUAUGACAGCACUAACCCUAUGCCAGCUUAGAAACCAGGUGUCUGUACAUGAGCAAGCUGUUCACUGCAUACAUACCUAAUUUAAAUCUGUUUUUCCAUAGGAACAUCUCCUGCAAAUAAGAAAUCUCUCGUGACAGAGGCACCCAAGUUAGGAUUGUUGGAUCAGUUUAAGAAGCCUUCAGGAAGCUGGGAUUGUGACGUGUGUUUAGUACAAAACAAGGGUGAAGCUACCAAAUGUGUAGCGUGUGAGAGUGCCAAACCAGGCAGAAAAUCUGAACAAAAAGGUGGGCACUAACUUGUCUCUUUAUGGGGGCAAAAACUACAGUAGCUCUGGAAAUAAACGUUGCUUAAAGCACCUACAUUGUUCAUUUUCAGUUUUGUUUUUUUUUUGUAUGCAAGUUAUAUCGGUUUUCUCCCAGGAAUGACAAUGGUGGGGAAACAAAAUGUCUGUUUGGAUUUGUAUGAAGAGGAAAGCUUGCUGGGGGACAAAACUGUCUUUGUAUGCUCUUGUCCUCCCUUUCAGGUAUCCCAUUGUGAAAUAUUUCACCAAUAGAUUAUGGAAAUCCAUACCUCACAUACUGUUAUUAGAUGCGUCCAUGUAAUGUUUGUUACUGGUAAAGUACCAUCUAAUAUGAUCUUUACGUUAGAAAAUCUAACAGAUUAUGUAAAACUCAAUUUCCUCCCUAGUUGUAAAGUGUAAAAAGACACAUUUAGAGCCUAAAUAUUCUAGUAUGUGAUGGGCUUUCUUUUUAACUGUCCACUGGUGGAGACUGGCAGAGAUCAUCCUCUAGAUCGCUUGUUAGUCACUAACCUUCAACUCUGUAAAAUUACUAAUUACUCCGUGUCCCUUUAUCAUUGUGUUUUUUCUUUCUCCAAUCUUAAUAAUGUCUUUGUAUUUAAAUGUUGAACAAUCUUUCCCAUGUAUUCUUUUUUCCCACCUUAACAGUUAAGUAGUUUAUCCUACUGAUCACCUAAAUGCAAAAUGAGGACCAUUAACUUGUAACAGCUACCUAUUAUGAAUGUGUUUGAGAGAUGAACUCAGUCACUCACUAGUCUUUGUUUCUUGAAGUACUGUACGAUAUGUACUGCUGGAGAGUCAGUAGUAGGCCCUGUUCAUUUCAAGGUGAAGAAAGCAACUUCUCACCAAACACAGCUAGGAUUGCUGCCUCGCUGGCUGAAGGGAAGUCUUGAGCUGCAUACUAAAUUCAGGUUUUACAGAUUAUCUGGUUUGUUUUUUCUUUACAACACAUACGGUAUAUCCUCUGCACACUAGGUCAUUAUAAGCAGUGAGGGUGCAUUCCACUUUUUACUAGUUCAAUAGAGACCUGAAUGUUCUAAUGAACGUAUCUUGCAAAGUAUGAUUAUUUUUUAAUACAGUGCAAGAAUGGGUCACGGUAGUUUUUAAAAUAUAAGAAUGUUGCCAGCCAAAUGCCAUGUACAGAAUGUUGGUCCUUGUCAAUCUAUGUUCUCGCACUUCAGACUGUGUGUGUGUGUGUGUGUGUGUGUGUGUGUGUGGCCUGCUCCACUGUAAUUAUUUUUUUUUUAAAUGGUAUUAUCUUUGUAAGCCUUUACUGUCAUCUUUGUUUUUCCCUUUUUUGCUCCAAAAAUAGUUCAUUACUAAACUACGAGAUGACAAAUGUAACACAGCUCCCAUACACUUGCUGUGCUACUAAAAUUAAUAAACUAGAACAGUGCUUUUGAAAGUAAGAAAAUCAGAUUAGCUUUGUUAGAACUACAUAAACUCUAAAGCCUGUUGAUUUGUAGAAAAUGUAAGAGUUGUGGGGGUGGUUUCAGGUGUUUUGUGUUUGUGCUUUUUAGUAAUUUUUUUGUUUUCUGUUGGUUUUGUUAGGUUUUGCAUCUCCAUCCAUUUCCUCUGGGUCUCCCGCUCCAUCCUUUAAGUUUGGAUUACAGUCUUCAAGCAAUACAGACUUUACCCCUAGCACAAAUGCUCCUUCUGUUGGAUUUUCUUUCCCAAAAGUUACUGGGGACUUUAAAUUUGGUAUAGCAUCCUCUGCUGCUAAGGCAGCUGAUGAAAAGAAAGAUACUGGCUUUUCAUUUGGAAGCACCAUUGCCACAAGUAAUCCAGUAUCAGGAUUUCAGUUUGGUACUAGUAUUCCUGCCUCCACUGACAAGGAAGGCAUAAAUAAGUCUGUGACAAGUGGUUUCUCUUUUGGAACUACAUCCAGUAUUGCUGCUUCAUCUACUGCUACAGAGAGUUCAGUGAGCUCUGGCAUACAAAGCCAGCUUACAAAAGACAAGUCCUGUUUGCCACUCACUUUUGGAACAAAAGAAUCUGACAAAAAAAAUGAAACACCUGCUGUAAGCUUUUCUUUUGGCAAGGUAGAACAAAAUAAGGAAGCACCGUCUUCUUUUGUUUUUGGAAGAAAAGAUGAAAAGCCAGACUCUACUACAACAGGACAGUCACUGCUUUUUGGCAAGAAAAGUGAGGGGGAUGAACCAAAUCAGUUUGCGUUUGGAAAAUCAGAGCAAACCAAAGACAAUAAUCCAACACCACCCACAUUUGCAUUUGGUGUGUCUAAGCCUGUAGAGGUAGAGAAGAAUGAUGCUGAUAAGACUGCAAAACCACUCUUUCCCUUUGGCUCUCAACCCGGCACCACAACAGGUAAGUGUUGACAUAAAGUAGUAAACCUUUGCCUCCUGGGGAGACUAUUUCCAUUAAAAUAUUUGGGAAAUUAGUUAAAAUAUUCAGUCAAAAUCAUAUACCAUUCUUCCCUUACUCACAUUAACAUCUGGUAUUUGCAGAAACAGGCUGCGCUUCCCAUUUUAUAGUUCUUUAAAGGAAAACUCCAAGCACCAUAACCACAAGAUGCAAGGAAUAUCCUGGUGCCCCAAAAUGUAAGCAUUCAAACCUCUUAAGAACAGUAUAACCUCUUACCUGGAGUUCACCAGGCACUUCUCCUAGCCUCAAUCCCAGCUUGAAGCUCUCUGCUUGAGCCAAGCGUAGUGGCUGUCAGCCAAUGAGCUGGCCAUGCACUUUGAGGUUUGGCUCAGGUGAGCACUUAAACUCCUAGGUAGUUUCAACGCUCAUUGUAGCUGAGAGGAAGCCAGGAGCGACACCUGGUGAAACCCAGGUUAGAAGUCAAACUGUCCUACGAUGCACUGUAGAGGUAAUGGUGCUUGGUUUGUUCCUUUUUAAAUGCGAUUAAUUUCAAUUCAAAGUUAACUCCCAAUUACUUGGAAAGAGAAGCAAGUUAAAGGGACAUGCAUCACGUAAUUUAAAAUAAAUAAAUAAAUUUAAACGCAAAUUAAAACAAGAAAAACUUUGUAAUGUUUAUAAAUGUCAGAUUUCAUUUUACUGCAAGAUGAAGAAAUCUUCCAACUGUACAUGUGGAAAUUUGUCAGUCAGGCCCAGGGCACCUUUGCAUUCCUAGCGAUGGGAUAUUGAUCUGUGAUCCCCAUGGAGUGGGUGUGGAGAACAUAAGAAAGAAGCAAAUAAAAAUUGAAAAAAUGAAAUCAUUUUCCUGCAGAUUAAGGCAACAAUCUUUUAAAUGAGACAUUUGUCUCAAAAUGAUACAUGUCCCUUUGAUUACUAUUUAUUUUCUUCUCCAUGUUUCCUAGGCUGACUUAUUUUUUUUUUUUAUUUUUUUUGUCUUCCCUCCUUAUCUUCUUCAUUUUGUAUCAAAACUAUGACAAAGAGGUCAGUAGCGUAAUAGCUGCUAAUAUAACAUGCGUAGAUGCUGUGAGCCAGUUGCAUGCAUGUGUUUAUCAGUUUGUUGUCAAACCAUGGCAGCCAAUAAAUCUCUAGAGGCAUCAAAACCACUAAAUCUUAAAGGGACACUAUAGUCACCAGAACAAAUACAGCUUAAUAUAGUUUGUUCUAGUGAGUAUAAUUAUUGCCUUCAGGCAUUUUCAUGUAAAGACUGCCUUUUCAGAGAAAAGGCUGUGUUUACAUUGCCCCUAGGGACACCUCUAGAUGGCCACUGGAGGGGCUUCCUGGCUCAGGCUGCACAGUAAACAGCUCUUGGUUCAGUGCAUCUCUGAGGAGGUGCUGAUUGGCCCCGCUCCUUGCCGAUUCUACUCAAUCCAAUGUUUUCACCAUGGGAAAGCAUUAGGAUGGCCAAAAAUCGGAAAUUUUGAGGUCAAGGGGGCAGGGCCAGCGCCGAGUUUUAACCCAUUCUGAGGGUGUUAAAGGGGAAGGGUAAGGCAAGCCACCUAAAUGGGGGGUUUUCACUAUAGGGUCAGAAAUACAAGUUUGUGUUUCUGACCCUAUAGUGAUCCUUUAAUUUUGGUGCAUAGAGGCUGUCACUAUGGUCUGACAAAUGUAAGCAUUGUUGUUUGUCAGAAAAUUAAGUUUUUUUUUAAAUUUGUUGGCCAGCAUACCUCUAGUGGCUUUUCCUAGUGCAGACUUUCAAUUGUGAAGUAUUCUGUUUUGGCUUAAUCACACCUUGCAGGGCCAUAUUUCCCAUUAGGCAGAGUAGGUGUCUUUUUUCAGCACUUAUGAUGUGCAUUUUUUAACUUAAAUAGGCUGGUGGGGAUAUAGAAAUAACUGGAGCCUCCUUAGUCCAGUCAGCCUUAAUAACAGAGCUGCAGGUACAGUUUGACAUUGUGUAAAACUCAGUGCUGUUCCAUCGUCUCCAGUUUGUGUGCAAGGCUGGACAGGAAGAGUAAGGGAUCACUUCCAAUCUGCCCACUAGUAACUGCCAGGGAUGCACCGAAAUGAAAAUUCUGGGCUGAAACCAAAAAUUCAGGAUGCCCUUGACCGGAAACAGAAAAUGUUUUGUUUUUUUUGUUGUUUUGGUUGGUUUGUUGUUUUUUUCUCGAUUUUUUUUUUUUUUUUUUUUUUUUUUUUAAGUAGUUUUUUUUUUUCCUAUAAUUUUAUUAAAAUUAGACUUUUUAAAAGAAUUUAAUCUAAUAUAAAAACUUCCCUUCUCCUCUCUUCCCCCCCAUCACCUGUUUCCCCCCCUGUCUGUGUUCUUUUCCCCCAUCCCUGUCUCAGUGUUCUUUCCCCCAUCCCCUGUCUCAGUGUUCUUUUCCCCCAUCCCUGUCUCAAUUUCUUUUCCCCAUCCCUGUCUCCGUGAUAUUCUUUCCCCCCAUCUCCUGUCUCAGUGUUCUUUUCCCCGUCCCUGGGGUUGUUCUUUUCCCCGUCCCCUUAACCGAUUGUUCUUUUCCCCGUCCCUGUCUCUUUUCCCCCGUCCCCUGUCUCGGUGUUCUUUUCCCCCGUCCCCUGUCUCGGUGUUCUUUUCCCCCGUCCCCUGUCGCACAGUGCCCCUCUCUCUCUCCUCCUUGGUCCCCGGUUUGUCUCCUAGUAGCGUGGCCAGGCAGAGCGCACCGCAGUACACAAACUUAUUUUUCCUGCACCCGGCCGGGCUGACAGGAAGUGCUCUCUGUGAGCACCUACUUUCAGUUCGGCCAGGUACAGGAAAAAUAAGUUCCUGUACAGCUGUGCGCACCCCCGGGCCGGUGCACUCUAAGGCGCCCGCUUGUGCCGUCUUAUGGACGCGCUGGCCCACUCAUUCAUUAUCAGUAUUGCCGGUGAAUAUCGUCUGAUACCGAUACUUUAAAAAAAAAAAAAAAAAAAUUCUGAAUAUCUGCCAAUAAUCUGUCGAUCCCUACUGGGGUCACCUUAGAACGUGCAAAUCUUGCACUGACACCCAGCAUGACUUUAAAAGCUGGAGAUGCUUAUCUAUGAGAAGUACCGGAUUGCUGCAACAUGGCAGUUGCUGUAAAUGUGCUGCUGGUCCUCGGUAUUUCACUGUGAAUAUAAUAAUUAGAACAGGGGUCCAUAAACUACGGCCCAUGGGCCGGAUCUGACUCUCUAUGGUCCAGAACCCAGCCCAAGCACUCAGGGCCACCUGAUGGGCCCUAUAUCUUCAGGGGCCCGGUCAGCGCUGCGGCCGUGCAAUAGAGUGACCGGGCCCCUUUAAAAAAAAAUAAUAAAUUUGCGGCCGCAAAUUAGUGCUGGGAGGAAGUGACAUGCCGACUCCUAUUAGCCACAGCCACCCUCCUGCAAAAAAAGUAAGCAAAAUUAGCGGUCAGUCUGUGUAUUUAUGUCCCUAUGCGCAGUGUGCAUAGGAAUUCGCUAAUAUUUUUUAAUGUCUGGCCCCCAACAGUGUCUGAGGGACCUGGCCCCCUGUUUAAAAAGUUUGAGGAUCCCUGAAUUAGAUGGUACACUCUAACAUUAUGAAUGCGUUUAAUUUGAGUAAAUUAAUCUUCUGUUUGACCUUUAUAUUCUUUCAUAUAGAAUCUGCUGCUGGUAAAAUUGAUUUGAAUUAAAUAGACAAUAUAGGCACCAGAACAUCAUCUGCUUAAUGUUGUGGUUCUGGGGCAAAUACCAUGCGCAUUAAACAGUGUAAACACUGCAUUUUCUGACAAAGCUGUGUUACUUCUUCCUAAUGCCACCUCUAGUGGCUGUCACUUUUACUUUUUGGUUGAGGUCUUGCAAAGAUUGCAGGACUGACCUUUGGUAUCUCUACGCAUUGUGUAGAGAUGCUGAAUACCCCCCUUAGAGAUUCAUUGAGUCAAUGCAUCUCUAUGAGGAGAUUCUGAUUUGUGCUCACUAGCCUAUGGUGAAGCAUUGGGUUGGCUGAGGUCAUCCGUACUGAUGUCUCGGCCAGCGAGGAGUGGCGGCUACAGCAAGACCAGAGCGCUAGGGGAAGUUAAGGGAAGUAAAAAGCUUUGGAUUUAAGUUUAGUCCCGAUAUCUAAACAGUUAGUAUAGGAUCAUUAUAGGGUCAGGAACACAAACCUGUAUUCUUGACCCUAUAGGGUUAAAACCACCAUCUAGCCCCCCUGGGCCCCUCAUGCCUCCAUAAAUAUAGCAACAUCUUACUGUAUUCAAGCCAGAAGCUGUAGAUCUGCAUGCUGUUUGCCUAAAAAGCAAAACAAAAGAGUCUGCUGACAUCAUAAUUGGUGGCCUGAUCCAAUCACAAUGCUUCCCCAUAGGAGUGGCUGAGACUGACAAUGAGGCAGAUCAGGGGCAGAGCCAGCAUGAUUCAAACACAGCCCUUGCCAAUCAGCAUCUCCUCAUAGAGAUUAAUUGAAUCAAUGAAUCUCUAUGAGGAAAGUUCAGUGUCUGCAUGCAGAGGGAGGAGAUACUGAAUGUUUGGAUGUAUUUUAGGCAGCCAUGACCCAGGAAGGAUCUCUAACAGCCAUCUGAGGAGUGGCCAGUGAAGUUAUCACUAGGCUGUAAUGUAAACACUGCAUUUUCUAUGAAAAGAUAGUGCUUACAGCAAAAAGCAUGAAGGUAAUGAUUCUACUCACCAGAACAAAUUCAAUACGCUGUAGUUGUUCUGGUGACUAGAGUGUCCCUUUAAAAAAAAUAAAGUGCACCCAUAUUAUACAGUACAUAGGUUUAUGUCUCAGAACUUCAAUUGCCCUAAGUAAUUUUAAAUAUAUCUGAGCUUGGGCGUAUCCCAAGUGUGAAUAGUACAAUUCACACUAUCCGGGUUUAUUCACUAAAGUGGGAAUUGCAAAUGUUAAGACAAAAUAGCCAAAUUUGAAGCAUGGCUGAAUUUUUAAAUUAAGGCCAAAACAGCACAUUUUCGAAUUCACUUUGAAAUCUUGCUUCAUUGAAUAACCCUGUAUGUGGAAGCAUGCACAAUGCUUCAAUGUUGGCAUAACGUAUUUAAACCGUAAAUGAAGUAAACCUGCAUAUGUUGAUUUGUUUUUCUGAGCCACUCAGUACAGACUUUAUGAAGUGGGUUGCUGUGCCGAUAUGCAGUAAAUAAAAUCUGUGAUCUAAGCAAAGGAUGUAUUCGUAUUCAGAUUUUAAAAUGUGUAAAAAAAAAAAAAAAAAAAUAAUAAAACAAUUUAAAAAUCAGUCUAAAGCUUUUAUUAGAAAUGGCCCAUAUGAUAUUGCUGUAUUUCUUGUACACUUUAUAUAUAAAUUGUUUUACCCGUAUUUUUGUAUAUCUUCAUUUGUUAUAUUAAGAAUUUGUCCUAGCUUUGACUUUUUUUUUAUUUUAUUUUUUUUAUUUAAUAUUUCUAGAUGCUGGAGCAUCAAAGCAAACAUUCAGUUUUAUGAGCAGUGGUUCCACCAGUGGUGUUCAGCAGAGUUCAGCAAUCUCUAGCAGUUUAUAUGGUAUUACUGCUCCAUCUAGUACGCCCGUGAAUCCCAGUGGUGUGUUUGGCAGUGCUGCUCAGACAAGCGCCCCUGCAGGUUCUGGCAGUGUGUUUGGAAGUGCAGCUCCAUCAGGUGCCUCCACGAACUCAGGCAGUGUAUUUGGAAGCUCUGUAGCACCUGGUGCUUCUUCCAGCUCUGGUAAUGUAUUUGGCAGCGUUGUCCCAACUACAACUGCUGCAAGCUCUACCAGUGUGUUUGGCAGUGCAGCUACUUUGAAUGCCUCUGCAAGUUCAGUCAUGUUCAGUGGUGCCGCCCCUGCUAGCACUACCAGUUCUAGUAGUGUGUUUGGUAAUACAGCCCCUACAAGCACUUCGGCAAACUCAAACAGCAUGUUUGGAAACUCUGGAGCAGUCAACAAUCCCACAGGAUCAUUUGUCUUUGGCCAGCCCACCAGCACUGCGGGUGGUUCUGUUUUUGGCAACACAGCUGAAUCAAAGCCAGCCUUUGUGUUUGCUGGUUCGGAAAGUAAGCCAGCGACAGCCACCAGCACAGCUGCUUCUGCUACUCCAUUUGUCUUUGGAGCAGGUACCACCAGCACAGUGUCUACAACACCAGGCUUCAACUUUGGAGCAACAAACACAUCAAAUGCUCUAGGUAUGAAAGACACUUGAUCACCAAAAUAAUGACCUGUGCAUUAGUCGUUGAUGCAAAUAGUGUAUUCCACUAGAAAGUUGUGUUUUUUUUUUGUUUGUUUUUUUGUAAGAUCGGAAGCUUUAUUACCACCAACCUUCACCUCUGUUAUUCUGAAUGUAAAAAUGCCAUGGAUUGCUUUUGGUUAUUUACCUUUGUUAAAUGUAAUGUGUAUAUAUGUAUUAUUUCUGACAAAUAGCAAGGUUUCCAAACAGUUUACAUAUUGGUCUGCAUACUAAAUUGUCAUGGCUAGUCAAGUUUUACUUUCACUUGUAUUUAUACUGUACUACUCUUCACGUGUGAUUUUUUUAUUUUAUUUAUUUAUUAUUUUUUUUUAUUAACAUAUUCUUCAACCAAACUAGAGAAAUGUUGACUAAUUAGACAUAUUCCACAAUGUGGGUGCUAAUUCUUGUUUUCCAUUUCUUCCCAGGCACAAGCUCCUCUCCGUUUAUAUUUGGUGGUCCAACUCCUCCUGCUCCCAGUGGACUGCCAGCCUCCAACCCUGUGCCAGCAUUUGGGGCCAACCAGUCUGCUACUCCUGUUUUCGGCACUUCAUCAACAACGUCCUUGUUUCCAGCUAGUUCUCAAUCUGUGCCAGGCUUUGGCUCCCUAACUAGCUCUGCCCAGCCCCCUAUGUUUGGCCAGCAAGCGACCCAACCUGCUUUUGGAUCUAGUACAGCUCCUGCUGCUGGUAAGUGAGACUGUUUGGCCUAGUCUGUUGUCAGAUUGUAUCUAUCCUAUGCAUAUCCAUGCUGUUAUAUAUGUUAAACUAAUGGCAUUUUAGUUGGGUAGAAAGCACCUUGACACACACAUUCUGUGUAAAAGAGGGUAAGCCUGUGUGUACUGUGCAUUUACGUUUACUGUAUACAUAAUGUUUACAGUAGAUGUAACCAGUGUACACACCACUCUGACAGUAAAAUUGGACAGCUUAGUACAGUACUAAUUAUUUUUUUAAUAUUUAACUAUGUAGAUCACAAUACGUUGUCACAGACCACACUACCAAGCAUGCCCAUGACUGUGUUCUGUUGGUUAAUGGGUUAAAAUGUUAUUUGUCUGCAUUACAAUAAUGGUUACACCGCCCAAGCUUAACUCUAGUUUUAAAAGCUGCCUCUACCAAGGCAUUUUAUAAAUUAGCCCAUUUGGUUGCAUCAAUCUUGACGAUCUCAUGUCAAGUCCUGUUAUAAAGGGAGGUUUACUAUGAACAAAAAUAAUCACUGUGCAUACAUAGAAAACAAAUGAUUUACACCAACAAACCAUUAUAAAAACAAGAUAACAGAAAAUCCUUAUUACUGGCAUUGCUAGUACAGUAAUUGCUCUCUACCUGGUGAGUACCAGUAGGGAAAUUGGCAACUCAAAACUAGAUUUGACUAUCAGGCAAUCACGUGGCUCAUUUACAUGUCAUAGUUUUUAUAUUCUUGGUGUCCAUCUCAAUCUACAAACUGGCCCUGAAGAAAAGGUACAGGCCAGAGGGUAUGCAUAAAUCUAGGAAUUCCAGGUGGAUUACACCUCCCCUCUCGCAUAUGGGCCAAUUUAAACCCUAAAUUCUCUAUGAAUAGCUUAAGAUUUUUUUUUAUCACUUACUCUGUGCCAAUCUGAGAAGUUAUUUUUUGUGACCUAAUGACUUACUAAAGCAGUCUACACCAGUUCCCCUAUAUGUUCUAUGGUACACUAGUCCUGCUUGGACCUCAUUUUUAGGACAAACUUUCACCAUUCUGAAUAUUUAUAAAGUUGAAUUGGUGGACAGCCACACAGAUCUACAGCGUGUGAAGGAGAUCGCCCGAUCAUGUUGUGAUCACACAGCUCUAUAGUGUGUAGGGUAAAUCCUUCUGAUGUCAGAAUGGGCAUAGGCUUGGGUUAGAGUUAGGUUAGAGGGUUAGAUUCAGAAUUAAUGCCCAAAGUUGUCACUGUUUAGUAUAUCAACAUCACUAAUAGUGUCACUUCACCAAAUGUAUGGAUGUAUUUUUCCUGUCCUGUGGUGGCAGUACCAUAUAGUAUUGUCAUCUAUAGGACAAGUAGCCAGAAUCCUGUUAUGAAGAAAAUUCAUUCCCCUCCCACCAUUCCCUUAUUUGGCGAUACUCACGCGUCCCCUUCGGUUUAUGCCUGUCCCGUGAAUAGGACACACAAUACUGAGGAACUCUGGAAGAGCUGAGAACACCAGUGCAGUUGAUGUGCAGACACAGGCUGUUGCUGAACAAUGCAGAGCAUAUUAACACCCAGGUGGUUGUAUGAUUGUCCACUUGUUUCUUACUUUAACAUUGUAUGUCUGCUAAGGCAGACAUUACCUGGCAAUCCAGCAGAGAACGUUGGUGGAUGGUGUUUUCAUUAAUUAUGCUGGUAAGGGCAGACAUUACAGGUUCCUGAAGCACCUUUUAAGGGUGCCUGCUGCAGUUGUACUCGAGGAUUGCAUCAGAAUGUAAAUAUGACGACCUUACUGUAGUUUGAUACAGUUUUUGAAACUAUCUAUGGAAACUAAAUGUAUUUUGGAAAACAAAACUAAAGAUAGCCAGGUUUGUGAUAAAAUGGUUAAAUCGAUUGUCUAAUGCUCUUAAGUAUCCUAAGGUGUCUACUUUCCACAAAUCUUUACUUUUGUGUAGAGGUUUUGGAUUCAGAAUACCACAUUUUAUGAAGGUUUAGCUUUACAACAGUAAUUCACGUCUGCUCGCUGAAGUGCUUCUUGACUCUGUUAACCAGUUUAUAGAAGUACUGCUUUCAAUGGAAAAAAAAAUCAUAAUUUUUAUAACUGGGCGCCAAAACUCCUCUAUGGCUGUCACUUGCAGCCAGAGAUAUUUUCUUCCUCUACCUUUCCCUCCUCAAAUAUAGCAGUAGAUGCAGCUUAUUGAAAACCACUAGGAAGCUGCUGACCAAAAACAUUAUUUUCUUAAAUGGCUGUUUUUAUUGCCUUCAUAUACUUGUAUGGUAUCAUAAGAAAGCCCUAUUCCUUUACAAAAUAGAUACACAUACAUGCACCCGAGUAGAAAGUCUUAAAUUAUGGUUGAUUAAACGCACACAAAGUGCCAAAUUUGCCUGCGUGCAUGUGUAAAUUUUAGAAUGUCAUUUUUUUUUUUUUGUAUUGGCUUAUUUUUUUAAUUUCUACUGGUAUAGUAUAUUACAGUUAAUGCACUUAAGCUUCUUAAAACAUUAACCAUAUUUCAUACUGUCUUUUAGCCGCCCCUAGUUUCCAGUUUGGAGGCAAUACAAACUUCAACUUCGCUAGUGGAAGUUCCCCUGGUGGGGUGUUCACAUUUGGCUCCGGUUCAACAGGAUCCUCCUCACAGCCUUCAUCAUCAUCUGGCUUUGCCUUUAACCAGGCACCAACUUUUAACCAGGCCCCAGCCUUCAACAUGGGGUAAGUGCUGGCAAAUACUGGCAAUGUCUCUUAUCAGACUGUGAAUCCCCCAUAAUUAAAAAUACAAAAUGACGAUGGAAAAAAAAUGUUUAGAGAACAUGUUGGCCAUCUAGUGGCAAAUGUUAGGGAAUUCAGUCCAUGGCUAAAAUAGCAACAGUACUUUAUCUUCACAUAAUGUUUCUAUAUAUUCAUUUAAUAGAGAUAUCUAAACAUGUAGAUACAAAUUUUAAAUUUUAAUUUAUUUUUUUUAAUUUUAAAAACUACCUCUUUAACGCCAUGCUGUUGACCAUACACAGCUUACAGCUUCGUGACAAGGAAUUGUAAUUUUGCACUUGUUCAUGGUGGAGCAGGUCUGUCCACUUUUGGUAGAAGUAAACUAAAUCUAUGUAUAUCUUUUAACUUGUGCUUUCCUGGAGGAGAACUUGUUCAUGUAUAUGAAUUGUUUGCAUUAAUUCAGUAACUAAUCAGUAUAAAUGGGAAUGGUGAAAACACUGUACACACAGUUCACCUUUCUCAUGCUUGUAAGGUUUUAAUACAGAAAUUCCCAGUACAACAGAUGCUAAAAGAUAUUAAGCAGGCUAAAUAUUCAGCCACCAUAAAAAUAAAUAAAAUGCAUAUACAAAUAUUAAUUUGGAAAAUUUAGUUCCUUUUUUAAUUGCUCGAACAUCUAAGUACUGGGAGUUCCUCGUAGAGAUGCAUUAAGUACAGGAUUAAUAUUGCAUAGACUAAAGUAAAUUGGCACUUUUUUCACCGAGAUGUCGGCAUUUUGCAGUGUUAUAUGCUAUACGGUGUGUUUUAAGAAUGCACUUUAAUUGUUUUGUGAACUCCGUGGUACUCUGAUAUAUUUUCAACAAAUAUAUUAUUGAUCCUACCAGCAGCAUUAACACAUACAUUAUCAUCUCCUUUUCAGAGCCAAUGGAAGAAGUACUCCUGCAUCUACAAUAUCCAAUCGAAAGAUAAAAACUGCCCGGAGAAGGAAAUAAGUCAAAAUUUCAUGCAAAGACUUGCAGUUAUUACAACAAAUGGUUUCCUGCAUUGUGCAUAUACUGAAGUGAACCUCAUGCUGUGUUUAGUGGAAGUCAGAUCUGCCCAAGGACAUAUAUUACUGAAACAUUUACCUUUUUUUUUUUUUUUUUUUUUUUCUUCUAUUACUAAACCUUGGUGAUGGGAAGUUUCUUAAGCGAAAUAUCAGCUUACUGCAACCCCAUCACAACUUGGCAUGAUCUGGCUAUACAAGUGAAUAUAGCCUGCACAGUGAAUGGCUUUUGUAUAAUACCUCUUUCAUCUGCACCACUAUUUUAUCAGCGCUUUGAAGUUUUAAUUACCAGUGAGGGGAUCUGUAUACCGUAGAGAAUGAUGACUGAUUUCUAUGCUGCGUUUGUGCUGGUGUAUGUGUGAAAUUGAUUGUAUUGUGCUCCAAACCUUUUCUGAUAGAUGAUGAUUGAUUACAGGAUGGUCCCUGAACAGGAUUUGUUAGAUAUGUAGUACUACGGUCAAUAAAUAAAUGCGCUUUUUUUUUUUUUUUGCCUACCCUCUUUCUAGUUUCCCGUCACCCUUUUUCUUUUUUGUUUUAUGAUCUACGUGUAAAUAUAAUUUGUUUUUUGCUGCAUACUUUUCUGCAUAACCUGAAUCUGUGAACUUGAAUUUUAAUUUUUUUUGUUACAGCAAAUCUUUUUGUUUAGAAUGGUCUAAAAUUUUAUUGUGUAAAUCUCAUUAUUCAAAGUUGCCUAAUUCCAUAAUAAAAAUGUAGUCUUUAAAGAUAAUUGGGAAUUCUUUAAAGCAUUAGUUUAUUGGCUUUUCUGAUCCAUUUUUGUUUGGACCAAAAACCAGUAUUGUACAAAGUAUUAAGUAUAUAUUUUUAUAUUUACACAAAUGGACUGUGGUGACUUUGGAUAAUAAGUAAGUUUAAUAUUAAAGCCAUGUUUAUUACAGUAUAAUUAACAUGUUAAACCACGGGAUAAAUGCCAUCAAUAAAAUUAUGAAAUACAUUUUGUUUUAACUCUACCAAUAUGGAUUUCAAGCUCUUCCUGUUCUGUUCAAUUGAGCUAUUAUAUAGUUUUUACAAUGCAAAACCUUUGGUAGUUUGCACUUGCUACAAAACAAGCAAGACUAAUCUACUUUGUUUUGUGUUAUAUUUCUUCUAAUCAUUUCUUAAUAGGGCAUAUUAAAAGGCUUAAUUUAUUCGAAGUAUUUGCAUUAUCACAACAUUUUAGUACCAUGUUAUAUUUGUACUUACUGGAAGCUAAUCCAGUUUUCCCACGGCUAUGUGUCUGUUUCCAACUGUAAUUUCUUGCAUUAUAAAGUACAUCCAGAAAACAAAUAUACCUUUUGAAGUUUACACCAUUUUAUUAAGUGUUUGAGGUCAAAGACACUGUCAAUAACAGUACUGCUAUUUAUCUUUGGUAUGUUAUUAGUUCAGUCAGCAAAUUCUUAAUCCAUAAAGCAACAGAAGAGAAGCCACCGUCUCAAAUUGCAUUGAAACCAUUAUCCGCUAAGGAGAUCCAAUAC